This is a messenger RNA of Pelobates cultripes (western spadefoot toad), 49873 nucleotides long. NCBI's taxonomy places the organism in Eukaryota, Metazoa, Chordata, Amphibia, Anura, Pelobatidae. The record is from the annotation of a GenBank genome assembly.
AUGGAUCUGGGACUCACAGGAACAUUACUUCUCGUCUCCUUUAUAACUCUCCUAUUUUACCUUGUAAUAUGGAGAGACAAAAAGAAACAAGGGAACUUGCCCCCGGGACCCACACCACUUCCCUUGUUGGGCAAUAUGUUGGAUCUUAACCCUUCAGAAGCUCCUCGCUCUAUGCUCCAGGUGAGAAUGGGUAUCAGCCUACAACAAGAGAUGUGAAUGCAUGGAAUAGCCUUCCAGUAGAGGUGGUAAAGACUAACAAAUCAGAUGAGUUGAUUGAUCUUAUUAUAGACACACUGCGAUCCAGUGAAUAUUUGAUAGAGUCCUAACCUCAACAUCUGAGGAAAGGGAUUUAGGGGAAAUUAUUUCUGAUGACUUAAAGGUAGGCAGAUAAUGUAAUAGAGCAGCAGGAAAUGCUAGCAGAAUGCUUGGUUGUAUAGGGAGAGGUAUUAGCAGUAGAAAGAGGGAAGUGCUCGUGCCAUUGUACAGAACACUGGUGAGACCUCACUUGGAGUAUUGUACACAGUACUGGAGACCGUAUCUUCAGAAGGAUAUUGAUACCUUAGAGAGGGUUCAGAGAAGGGCUACUAAACUGGUUCAUGGAUUACAGGAUAAAACUUACCAGGAAAGGUUAAAGGAUCUUAACAUGUAUAGCUUGGAGGAAAGACGAGACGGGGGGAUAUGAUAGAACCAUUUAAAUACAUAAAGGGAAUCAACACAGUAAAGGAGGAGACUAUAUUUAUAAGAAGAAAAAUUACCACAACAAGAGGACAUCGUCUUAAAUUAGAGGGGCAAAGGUUUAAAAGGUUUAAAAAUAAUAUCAGGAAGUAUUACUUUACUGAGAGGGUAGUGGAUGCAUGGAAUAGCCUUCCAGCUGAAGUGGUAGAGGUUAACACAGUAAAGGAGUUUAAGCAUGCGUGGGAUAGACAUAAGGCUAUCCUAACUAUAAGAUAAGGCCAGGGACCAAUGAAAGUAUUUAGAAAUUUGGGCAGACUAGAUGGGCCCAAUGGUUCUUAUCUGCCGUCACAUUCUAUGUUGCUAUCUUUUACUUGAACAUUCAUAUUUUGUAUAUUGAUGUUAAAGUUCAAAUAAGAAAAGCAACGUGGAAAAAUCAUUAAGGCAAUUUUGUUUAAUAACCAUUUCAAUCUUAUGAUUAUUUUUAACGGUAGCUGGUUAGCACUUCACAUAUUAGGAAUGGGGCAAGUCAUGCAUUUUUCAUGUGUAAUAUAAUCCUGGUCUAAAAACACAGAAGGAAAGAAUGAGCGUGACAGAGAGACAUACUGAAGGUUUACAGAGGUAAAGGACCGAUCUAGCGGAUCUAGUUCAUGAAAUUCUUAGAUUUAUGGAAUUAAAGUUUGUUAUUCAGCCCUGGGGCUCUUGUGAAAAAAAAGCGUGCACUGGAAGGAAACUCUGAUUAGCUAUUAAUAUAUCAGAUAUUAAAAAGACUUGUACACGGUGGAAAAUCUAUUGUCGGCGGAAUGACUUCAUCCAUAAAUAAAAAUAUUUUCAAGAUAGUUGAAAUCCGUGCAUAUGGUGGUUUGCCACAUUAGAAUUACAUCUACUGCAAAAGAUUUGAAAAAAACAAAUCAGACAAGCCAAAAGGGCCCAAAAAAUUGGCUAAUCAGUCUACUGCAAAUUAUAUACAUAUUAUAAUUGUGUGUAUAUUUUGCAGGCAAAUUUUUCCGCUUUUUCGUUCACAGAUCAAGUGAGAAAAAAUAAUUAAUAUAAGGAAAAAGAACAGAAGGCAAAUUAAACUAUAUUUAUAUAAAGUUAUUAAAUAUGUUAUAAAUCUAGAUUUAUUAAUUUUUUUCCUCUACAAUUUUUUCCCUUUAUUGAUCACUUUUCACUUGAUCUGGGAAUAAAAUCAUUAAUUUAGACUGUCCCCUAAUCCUCACUUUUUUUCCCCCAUCAAUCAUUUUUUUUUUAGUGCCACGGAUGGAACUCUGAACGACAAAUUAAAUGAAGAUGCUUGUCCACUGCCUAAGUCGCUUGUUUCAUGAGUCCAUUUGAAGGUUUGGAAAUUGGGAAUUUGGACGAUCACCCGAUUAGCCCAAAUUUGGACAAAUUGCAGUUUGUAACAAAAUGAUUCUCCAAGUUUAAUAUGGAUAAAAUAAAUAUCUGAGCAUUCAAAAUCAGAUUAUUUAUAUACCAACAUUAUGACAGAUUAUGUAUAUACCAACAUUAUGACAGAAUAAAAAAAUGAAAAGUGUAUACAUUAUGUAAUAUUAUGCAAUAUAUAUCGAUUAUAUAUGUGCAGCAAUUUACAAAGGAUUGCAAACACAUCUAGAUUUAUGGAGUUCAUUUUGGGAUGUGCUAGUUUUGGUUUUCUUUGCAGACAAUUUUUUUACUUUUGGGUAAGACAGGAGGUAUGUGUAGCGCCUAAAUAGUCCUUAUUUGGGGAUAUGUAACGACAAAAAGAAAAAAACAGAAGGAACUAAUAGUGUAGUAUAUUAAAACUAUAGUUAGGGGCAGGGCCUAGCUGUCAUGCAUCUGGAAAGAGCUCCUCCAGUAUCCUGAAAAAACCUGCUGUUUUAUCUGUCUCUCUGGUUCGAUCCAGCCAAACUGCAAGAGGGGUUAGCUUCCUAACCUACCUGACAAGCCAAGCAGUGAUUAGCAAGUUAUGGGAGCUUGCCUACCUCACCAUAACUAAUGUGGCCUGGUGUGCAACGUACAAGGGAGUGCUCUGAGGCAUCUAUCCUGCAAAGCCUCGUAUCCCCUCCUCCCCUUGGAUCCCGGUCCACACCCAAGGGACUACUGGGGCCCAACAAGACAGAGGAAUGAGGUCACCCACGCAGAGGAACCCUGCUCCAAAUUACCCAACAUGGACGGGACCACGUGUAUCUCUAACCUCAGAGAAGCAUGCCUUGACUUGAAGACCACCCCUUGGGGUGUCAUGUGACUCACUUUCUUUGUGUCUAGGACAUAUUUACCUGUUUGCUCACCUAGCCUGAUUGUUAAUCUUGUUUAUCCACCUUGUUUGGAGGUAGUGACACAAUGUUCUCCACUGUAUGUAUAUGCAUGGUGUUCAUUAUAUUAAUAUGUGCUCUUGUAUAUGUUGUCGUGGCAUUGCAAUCAUUUUUGUGUUAUCCUAUACACAACAAAAAUAAAGAAUUUAAAAAAAUAGAAUUACAAAAAUAAAAAUAAAAACUAUAGUUAGUAUAAAAUAAGAUACAAAAUGUGCACUCACACUUUUAUGGAGCUUCAAUGCAGCUCCAACUUAUGCGCCUAAGGAUAAAGUGCGUGCUCAUUCUUCGUAUGAUCGUGGUUGUAGGAGGUAUCCUCAUAGGAAUAAAAUAGAUAAAAUUCUUAGUAUAGUUUAGUGUAUUGAGCUUUGGAGCAGGGGUAGAUAUAAAUAUAAAAUGUGCACUAACAUGUAAUGGAGCUGUAAGUUUGGCUUAAAAUUUAGUGUGUGAAGUGGCAUGAUCCUCACUCAGGGAUAUACGUGUAGUCAAUCUUUUACGUGGAUAUAUAUAUGGAAAAGAACAAACUAAACCACAAUAGUGUACACUGUAAAUAUAAAGUGUAAUGCAUAAUAAAUAAUAAAUAAUAUUGUGCUUGUUACAUAUCCCCAAAGAAGGACUAUUUAGGCUCUACACAGGCCUCCUGUUUUACCCAGCUUUUAACCAGACAAGAGAGACUCCGCACCUGUUGUUUGAGCUUCCAUUGGACUGUAAUCAUCUUACAUAAGCGCUGAAUUAUAGUUGUGUGUUAUUUUUUACUUUUGCUUUCAAAACCUUAAAUAAUACAACUCAAACCUGUAUGUGCUUCCCUCCAAAGCUGAGUGAGAAGUACGGACCCGUGUACACACUUUAUUUUCUUGGUCAGCGUAUCGUAAUACUCAUCGGAUGUGACACUAUAAGAGAAGCUCUGGAAGGGCACGGCGAUGCAAUAAGCGACAGAGGGAGAAUAGACUUGAUUAGUAUUCUGUUUAAGGAAAGUGGUAAGAAUCAAAAAUAGCAUUUACCUGUAAAUCAUGUUAAGCAGAAAUUAAAACAAAAGAUUUAAAACAAUAUCAAGGUGAUAUAAAAAUAUAAAAUAGUACUUGUUAAUUACCGUGGAAGGAUGUGCAAUGGAGGCAAUUUACCUAUACCAUUAUCAAUAGAUUAUUAUUAUUAUUAGAUAUUCCAGUUAUUACAGACUCAGUGGUACUCAUGGCAUGCUAAUAGGGAGGUUACAUAUAGUUACAUUCUAUAGGAAUAGAGGAAGUGUUAUGUACUUACAUAGCUACAUGGGCUGAAAAAAAGACUUCAGUCCAUCAAGUUCUGCCUUUCACAAUUCUGUAUUACUGUUUGUGAUCCAAAAGUAGGAGAAAAGUCCAGUGUGAAGUAAUUUACAAUUUUUCUACAAAUUGGGGAAAAAUGUCCAUUGUGGAUCCAACUCUGCAGUCACAUUUAUUCUUCGCUCAACAAAAACAAACUUGUGUAUUUAGUACAAAAAAAGAUCAAACACUGGAAUUCAAGAUUGGAAAUAGGAACACAAGUCAUUGAUUUGGCUUUUAUUUGCUAAAGUCCGUUUCUAAGUCUAAUUAGAUAACAGGUGAAACGGGGACAGAUAACGGCGAGAACGGUGACCUUUGAAAUGAACAAAUAAUGAAAAUAAUAGAAUGACUAUUAAUUAAGAAAUUCACAAAAGUUUAGAACGAAACCAAAACAGCCUCAGUCUUCAUAAAUAUAUAAACAAAAGUAAUUAACUUAAUAAAAGCUAUCUAAAAAAAAUAUCAUAUUUUAAUCACAAUUUUGAUUGUCUUUAAUUAUGAUUGCAGGAGUUAUAAUGACAAAUGGAGAGACAUGGAAGACAAUGCGUCGGUUCUCUCUCAUGACUUUGAGGAAUUUCGGAAUGGGGAAGAGGAGCCUAGAGGAGAGAAUUCAAGAGGAAGCUCAGCUGCUUGCAGAAGAAUUUAGAAAGUGCAAAGGUUGGUGACACAAUUUUGUAAAAAAAAAUAAUUUAAUAAUAUCUAGCAGGAUUUUUUUUGGUUGAAUUCUACUAUAUAAAUCAGAAUGCUUCACUAAAUACCAAAGACAGACUGGCGUUGUGUAAUGAUGUAUUGUAAAUGGAGCCUUGCAGCCUCAAGCUUCUCUUGCAGAGCCCGUCUUGGAGAAGCAACAAAAAUCUGCAUAAAGGCACAUCAUUUAAAUCAAUACAUUUGCUAACACAAUAGUUACAUUAACUGUGUAUAUUUAAUUGAAGCUGACCAGCCACAUGUUUUGUGAGUUGCAGAGACUAUUUAGAUGUAAAUGUGGUAUUUACAUGUAGCAUUCACUAAAAUAUAGAAAUACACCUGUAACGGCACCACUGGCAUAAAAGGGGUUAAAGCCAUUUAGGAGAUAUUCCCUUUCCAGAUGCAAAGGCAGCUACUGAAUACACCAAUCCGCGGAACAGGAAAAACCAUACGAAAGGUUUACACUCCAAACUGCGGAACAGGAAAAAACAUGCAAAAGGUUUACACUUCAAACAGCCGAACAGGAAAUCCAUACGAAUAAUCCCCCCAAGUACGAGACGAGGCUCUGUAUUGAGGGUCAAGCAGGAAUCUGUUUAAUGGAAGCAAGCACUCACAAUUUAUACAAUUCCCCAGGCCAGAGGCACACCCCCUGGACCUGAUGGUACACAGGCCUACAAAGGACACAAACCAAUCAAAACAAUACAACAAUGUCUGACACUCCCAUUCAUUACAGCAAAAUCCUUCCCUCUGCCUGUGAUAUAAUUACUGAACACAAUGGGCUAAAGUAAUUAUCACAGCCAGGAAAAUACACAGUUUUACCCAAUAUUCAUAACUCUAAAAGUAUACAUCACAUUCACAUAAAACUUACAUUUUCAGAAUCAGCAUACUCUAAAUACAAACAUGCUCAAACAUCAUACAAUUCCCUUCAGUGGUUAAAAAGUUAGCUGGAAGUCCCUUUUUACCGACUGCAAGCAUGGCUUGGGUGUGGUAAGCCAAUUAUCUCCAGGUACAGAAAACAUCUCUAUUCACAACAGCAACAAUACACAAAAAUACAUAAUUCCUAUCAUACUGAACAGAACAGAUUCAACCUAUCCCCAGAUAGCUUGGAUCUGAGCGCUCAAUAUAUCCGAACAGCACUCAGAUCCCACGAACACAGUCAAAUCGCCAUGGGGUUUAAGUUUAGCAAGGGUUGAUAUAGAGAUUGAGGAGGGACAAAGCAGCCAGUAUAGACUGGUCUGGCAGUGUCCCUGGGACAACACACUGCUGGAGAACAAUGGGACAGGAGAAGGCAUAUUCUCCCAGGGAAUCGAAGGUGCAGAAUUGUGCCAGUUCCAAUUAAAGGGCCAGAACAGUCUUUUAAACACCAAUAAGUCCAAAUAGUGUUUUUAACUGGCAAAGUCUCCCAGGGGCCAUAGUCACAUGGCAAGAGGCCGGCAAUUAGUCUUCUCCAGUGCCCAGUGGAGAGGUUAGUUUCGUCACAACACCCUUCUUUAUCCUGUAACUGGACGCUGCCAUUUUACCUUCCUGACAUUCAUUGUUAUAAACUCUGUCCGUCAGUAUAAAGAGACAUACAGGGAGGAGGAGAAUGUGAGAUAUUUAUCAAAGUAUUCUGAAAAGUGACAUUCUGUCAAUAUUUUCAUUUUAUAGUGUGACUCAUAUAUUACCUGGUUAGAGCAGAGGUAACAUCACUGAAGUAAAACAGGGAAGGGGGGCGGGGCCAGAUCGCAGAGCGGAGCACACGCAAGUUACAACAGCUCCUGUAUUUUAACCCAAAUCUUGCCAAUUUUUACACAGUUAUGGCUGCAGCUCAACAUAUUUUGGCUGAUAACUGACAGGGGACUUCAUGACCUCCACGACGCUACUACACAAGUGGAUUUUCCAAUCAGUUUCACUCUGACAAAUCUUGGGGUCUAGAGGCAUGGUCGGCAUGGGGCAGACAGCCACUCUCCUGCCACCACAACUCAUUGCAGAUCCCAUCUUGGGCCCCCGUGCCCCCCCCUUUGGACCGGCAGGGGCUAUCCCUGUCCCCACCGACCUGGCACACACACUGCCAUUGGCUCCUGCUGCCCACUGUAGCUCAGGCUCAGAUUGUACUGGGCCCAGCUAAAGGUUGGCACAAACUGACCAUCAGUGUCUGCACCCAAGCUGUCCUUACUUACGCGACUGGACCUAAUAUUUAACCAAUUUUGGGAGAAACUGGAGCAGCGCACUAUUCAGCUACUUAUUAUUCAUGGAGAGGAGGCAGAGAGGACUGGGGAUAUGAGGCAGAACCUGCUCCCAUUACUCAAACCCUCCGAGGCAUCGACCACAACACCGGAAGACCAGCCGCUGCUGGCGACAGAUGAUCAUCAGGGCCCAUGCAGGGAGAAUCCUGGUCUCACAGUGCUCCUGAGUCUGUGGAAAAUGAAUGCCGACCUUACAGAGGCCUGGGGCUGGGCAGAGGCCUUUCUCUGCCCACGACUCACCAUCACUCUCCGGUGCCUUCAAGCACCCACUCUCAUUCUGCCCAGCAUGGGAUUCGGCUGACACUGUGUCCCAAGAACUGUGCCCAAUAUAACACCCAAAGAGAAUCUUGCUGCGGUGGUGGAGUACCAGCUAACCCACUCAAGUUGACUCUAACAUUUUGAUAUUCUUUUACACUAGCCUGUUUAGCAGUCAAUCACAUUAAGAGGCUAUUGUCCCACAAAUCCACUUAAAUUACAUUGCUUAAAUAAGGCUGCAUUAUAAUGAUUGGAACACCGGCAUGCACACCAUUUGCUCAGCAUACUAAUUUGCUGGCCCUCUGUGCAGUUUAUAUGCGUGUCAUCAUAGUCACUCUGGUAUUACCACAUGCUGCUAGUGACCACAACUCCUACUCCACAGGCCAUACUCCCUUGUGUAUCUAUAUCUUUUAUUUUCACUGUAAAUAUGUUUGUUCUGCAAAAUUGAAAAACAUGCAUUUAUAAGUAGAGGUGCUGCCAUAAUGACCAAAAUAUAUACAAAAUACAGAUUAAACAAACAGCUCAAAAAUAAACAAAUAUGGGGAAUCAUUUCCGCCAUAUGGCCAUAUUGUGUUAAGCCCACCACUAUAUCACAGUACCCCAAUAUCGAUGGGCCUGACACAAAUUUUAAAAUUAGAUAAUAAGAUGCUAACUGCAGCACUUACUGCUUAAACUGAUUACAGUUUAUAAUAGGUCUCUCCUUAAAUGUAUGCUUUCCUGUGGUCACCUUCAAAGGGGCACCUAUAGUGGAUCGGUGGGGUGCUCAGUUCAAAAAGAAUUUGGAUUCCAAAUAAACAUAGAAAAAUGGGGAAUUGGGGCCACACCCAGAACAUGCCUUUCUAAGUAAUGGUGCUUCCGUAAAGAUCAACUACCCUGGUUUGAACCCUGGUCAGUCAACUUUACCAGUAAGUGUCCUUGGGCACGACACUUAAUGAUAUACACUGCUCAAAAAAAUAAAGGGAACACUUAAACAACACAAUGUAACUCCAAGUUAAUCACACUUCUGUGAAAUCAAACUGUCCACUUAGGAAGCAACACUGAAUGACAAUCAAUUUCACAUGCUGUUGUGCAAAUGAGAUAGACAACAGGUAGAAAUCAUAGGCAAUUAGCAAGACACUCUCAAUAAAGGAGUGGUUCUGCAGGUGGUGACCACAGACCACUUCUCAGUUCCUAUACUUCCUGGCUGAUGUUUUGGUCACUUUUGAAUGCUGGCGGUGCUUUCACUCUAGUGGUAGCAUGAGACGGAGUCUACAACCCACACAAGUGGCUCAGGUAGUGCAGCUCAUCCACGAUGGCACAUCAAUGCGAGCUGUGGAAGAGAAGGUUUGCUGUGUCUGUCAGCUUAGUGUCCAGAGCAUGGAGGCGCUACCAGGAGACAGGCUAGUACAUCAGGAGAUGUGGAGGAGGUCGUAGGAGGUCGUAGGAGGUCGUUGGAGGGCAACAACCUAGCAGCAGAACCGCUACCACCGCAUUUGUGCAAGGAGGAACAGGUGGAGCACUGCCUGAGCCCUGCAAAAUGACGUCCAGCAGGCCACAAAUGUGCAUGUGUCUGCUCAAACGGUCAGAAACAGACUCUAUGAGGGUGGUAUCAGGGCCCGAUGUCCACAUGUGGGGGUUGUGCUUACAGCUCAACACCGUGCAGGACGUUUGGCAUUUGUCAGAGAACACCAAGAUCGGCAAAUUCGCCAAUGGCGCCCUGUGAUCUUCACAGAUGAAAGCAGGUUCACACUGAGGAUAUGUGACAGACGUGAUGGAGUCUGGAGACGCCGUGUAGAACGUUCUGCUGCCUGCAACAUCCUCCAGCCUGAGCGGUUUGGCAGUGAGUCAGUAAUGGUGUGGGGUGGCAUUUCUUUGGGGGACCGCACAGCCAUCCAUGUGCUCACCAGAGGUAGUUCAGCAGUUCCUGCAAGACGAAGGCAAUGAUGCUAUGGACUGUCCCGCCCGUUCCCCAGACCUGAAUCCAAUUGAGCACAUCUGGGACAUCAUGUCUCGCUCUAUCCACCAACAUCACAAGCACCCCAGACUGUCCAGGAGUUGGCAAAUGCUUUAGUCCAGGUCUGGGAGGAGAUCCCUCAUGAGACCAUCUGCCACCUCAUCAGGAGCAUGCACAGGCAUUGUAGGGAGGUCAUACAGGCACUUGGAGGCCACACACACUACUGAGCCUCAUUUUGACUUGUUUUAAGGACAUUACAUCAAAGUUGGAUCAGCCUGUAGUGUGUUUUUCCACUUUCAUUUUGGGUGUUACUCCAAAUCCAGACCUCCAUGGGUUGAAAAAUUUGAUUUCAAUGUUUUAAUUUUUGUGUGAUUUUGUUGUCAGCACAUUCAACUAUGUAAAGAACAAAGUAUUUCAGGAGAAUAUUUAAUUCAUUCAGAUCUAGGAUGUGUUAUUUUUGUGUUCCCUUUAUUUUUUUGAGCAGUGUAUAUCCACCUACCUCAACUCCUGAUAGAUUGCAAGCUUUUGCUGUGAAACAUGCUAUGUGCUAUAUAAAUGCUAAUAUUAUUAGUUAUUAAAAAAAAAAAUACUGCAAGUUUUCUAAGAAAUGUCAAUUUUAGAAGACCAGCAUAUUCAGAGCAGUUAAAAAAUGAGAAGUGAAACUGAACACUUGUCUGUAGAAAAAAUGUUGGGAAGUUUGAUAAAUCUGUGUCACUAAAAAAAAAAAGGCAAAUAUAAAAAAAAUGACAGUUCAGUCGCAAUAAAAGUAACAGAUUUCACACAUUGCAUCAAAAAUCUGUGACACUUUAAAAAAUCGAUAACAAGUACAUUAACGAAAAAAGACCCAGACACUGAAUGGGUACAAGAGUAAGGCUAAAACCUACUGGCUAAGAGACACAGUCUUUUAAAACUGGUUUUAAACUGCAAAACCCCCUGCUCUACCUUGGGAAGAGUGAUGGAAUAAAAUCCUUAGCCUUAGAAAGCAGCUAUAAACAGUAAGGGCUAUAGAUCGAUUGUCCUAAAUAACAAACUGCCAGGAAAAAUAGUAAAAAGGUAUCUCCACUAAACAACUGCUUUGGACCGAGUGGAAAUACAAGUCCUAGAGAGAGCUCUCGAUGUAGGUGUAAUAUAACUUGGAGGUAAAAAUGUGUAAGGGUGAAAGAGUAAAUGGUACCGGUAUUAAUUCCAUCAUUCUCAUAAUAGAUACUCCGUUUGACCCAGUCCAUCUGCUGGGACAAGCCGUGUCCAAUGUCAUCUGCACUGUGGUCUUUGGAGAAAGAUUUGACUACGAAGAUGAGAAUUUCAAAACCCUUCUAUCAAAUAUUAGAGAAAUCUUCAGACUGAUGAAUUCGAGGACCGGACAGGUGAUAUCUGUCCCAUUGGGGACAUUGGAAAACAGGUUGCUGUUAGUGAUAUGCAAAUGUUUAAUCAAAAAGUAAAACAGAUGACAAUCAGUGAUUUUAAAAAAAUAUUGUUGGGGACUGAGAUGAACUAACAGAAUGUACCCUAAAAAAGUAAUACAAAUGAAUUUACUUACUGUAUUGCACAACCUUUCUUAUGUCAUAUCUUCCCAAUAUAUUCUUCAGCAAAUGCAAAAAUAAAAGAUUUUUCUCCUCCUUCAUUUUCUUCUUAGUUUACAUAAUAUGCAAUUGUUUUGCAGAUCCUUCAAAUAUUCCCAAAUGUGCUCAGACACAUCCCUGGUCCACACCAGGGAUUCUUUGCCAAUUUUGACAAACUACGACAGUUUGUGAAGGGCAUGGUGCAAUCUCAUCGAGAGACACUGGACACAGAUUGCCCACGUGACUUCAUAGACAGCUUCCUGAUAAGGAUGGAGGAGGUAAUAUCAUAAAAUGCAUGAAUUGUGCAAAUCUAGGAAUAAUGAAACAAGUAAAUGCUUGACAAAAAGUUUGAACUGUGUUCCAGGAAAAAAAUAAUUGCAAUACAGAAUUUCAUGAGGAGAAUUUACUGGGAACAAUAAGAGAUUUGUUCUUUGCUGGGACAGAGACUUCAAGCGUGACUCUGCGAUAUGGAUUCCUAAUUCUUCUCAAGUAUCCAGAGAUACAAGGUAUGAUUAUCAAUUAAAUCCACUGCUUCUGAUAUGUAUAAAAAAACACUCUGUUCAUGGAACCAAAUGCUCAUCAGCCCACAAAGUGUUACCUCCACAGCCCGCAUAUAUACAGUGGGAAAAUCCACAUUGAAAAUAAAUUAAAUUGGUAAACCCUUACAAAUGUAGGAAUUAUAAAUAAACACUUGAAUUUUUUAUUUUAUACUUUUUUUCCUCUUGUUUUUUAAUUCAGAGAAAAUCCACCGGGAGAUUGACGAUAUAAUAGGUCUAGAUCGAUGCCCAUCAGUGGAAGACAGGAGUAAGAUGCCGUAUACUGAUGCUGUAAUUCAUGAAAUCCAACGAUUUGCUGACAUUAUCCCUCUUGUGCUGGCCCAUGCAACCACCAAAGACAUAACCUUCAAGGGAUACGAUAUUCAGAAGGUCUUCAAUUUCAAAUUGUUUUCAUAAAAAUAACAUGUAAACAUUUUAAACAUAGCUGGUAUAUACUGCUUUGUGUUUAUAUAUACAUAUACCAGAUGCCAAAUUACCAGAGUAUUGCACAUGAGCCGCGUGCGUCUCAAUCUCCUCUUCUGAGCGGGCCACGUGCACUGACUGAAAUGAGCGGUUACACGACCUGCCUGCCAUUAGGAGCGCGGCUCGUGUCACGUGCACGCUCUUAAAGGGGCAUUGAGGCCAAAAGUAGAAUCAUUAGAAAAAGGAAGAUGUGGUGGUAAUAUGGCGCUACAGUGUGCUGCUAAAACCACAGUGAAAUCAACCACACAAUUUCACAAAAAAGCAUAGAGCAGAAAAUAGAAUAUAAAGUGGAUAGCGCACUAGAAAACCAGAAGUGUAUACUAGAAUAUUUAUACACAAGUUGAGAAUAAAUAAAUGUAUAUACCAUAGAACAUACUAUAAAGGAGAUCUUUAUCCAGGUGCCUCUGAAAAGAAUAAAACUCAUAUAGGGCAAUAUUGUACAGGUAAAUAUCCCAAUUCUCAAAUAUGUAUAUACAAAUGGUUAAGUAUCCUACUCACAUUUUUAUGAGCCUGAAUUCAAACUGGCUCAAGUAUAUAGGCAUGAGUAGGAUAUAUAGAUCAAAUCCUUCAAUUGAUGUAUUCCUCCCCCAUAUAUAUGGGUAUUGAAGAGCAAAAAAAUGGAUAUUUGGAAAAAAAUCCAAACAUUUAUUACAAAGAUAAAUAGUAAAAUCUUACAUUCAAGAAGUAUAAAAUCAGCACAACGCAUUUCGGCUGGACGCCUUCCUCAGGUGCAUACAAGACAUAUUCCACUCACCCCCUCUUUUAAACCCCACAUUCGUAGCAAAAAUUAAUUAAACCCCGCCCACAUUCAUUGCGUUGCGUCACUUCCGGUGACCGGAACUUCCGGUUUCACUUGUUCUGUCUUUAUUUCUUUUCCACUACUUGUUACACCAGGAAGUGUCCCACUUGAUUAGGGUGUUCUCUUCUCUACAGUGUUCCAUACAGAUUCAUUUAAUCAAUGUUCUUUAAUCAUAAUACUGGAAGUAUUCCGGCGGCCAUUUUCGAAGUGGUAAAUAUGUAAUAUAUAGGUGGGCAAGUGAAACAUAGAUAAAAAUAAAAAUAAAUACAUAUAGAAUAUCAGUGUUAUGAAUGAAAUGUAAACAUAGAUCACAAUAUUAAUGAUAUUUACAAAAGACAUAUAUAUAUAUAUUAUAAAAAUAAGUGCAUACCCUCAACCAUUAUUAGAAAACUGAAGCACAAUUAAAUAUAAUUAAAAAUCUCAAAAAAGGGUUAAAAAACCAUGGGGGGGGGAGUGGGGGGUGAUUUUAUAAAGAUUUUUAAUAAAACAGAGAUGAGGUGGAUCUUUGAGCUAGACACACUGUCCCCUCUUGGAAUGAAUAUUGAUUUUGAGAUUUUUAAUUAUAUUUAAUUGUGCUUCAGUUUUCUAAUAAUGGUUGAUGGUAUGCACUUAUUUUUAUAAUAUAUAUAUAUAUGUCUUUUGUAAAUAUCAUUAAUAUUGUGAUCUAUGUUUACAUUUCAUUCAUAACACUGAUAUUCUAUAUGUAUUUCCUUUUAUUUUUAUCUAUGUUUCACUUGCCCACUUAUAUAUAUAUUACAUAUUUACCACUUAGAAAAAUGGCCGCCGAAUAUUUCCGGCAUUAUGUCUGAAGAACAUUGAUUAAAUGAAUCUGUAUGGAACAAUGUAGAGAAGAGACACUUCCUGUUGUAACAAGAAGGUGGAAGAGAAAUAAAGACGGAACAAGCAAACUGGAAGUUCCAGUCACCGGAAGUGACGCGACGCAAUUAAUGUGGGCGGGGUUUCAUUAAUUUUUGCCGCGAAUGUGGGGUUUAAAAGAGGGGGCCAGUGGAAUAUGUCUUGUAUGCACUUGAUGAAGGCGUCCAGCCGAAAUGCGUUGUGCUGAUUUUAUACUUCUUGAAUGUAAGAUUUUACUAUUUAUCUUUGUAAUAAAUGUUUGAAUUUUUUUCCAAAUAUCCAUUUUUUUGCUCUUAUAUACCCAUAUAUAUGGGGGAGGAAUACAUCAAUUGAAGGAUUUGAUCUAUAUAUCCUACUCAUGCCUAUAUACUUGAGCCUGUUUGAAUGCAGGCUCAUAAAAAUGUGAGUAGGAUACUUAACCAUUUGUAUAUACAUAUUUGAGAAUUGGGAUAUUUACCAGUACGAUAUUGCCCUAUAUGAGUUUUAUUCUUUUCAGAGGCACCUGGAUAAAGAUCUCCUUUAUAGUAUGUUCUAUGGUAUAUACAUUUAUUUAUUCUCAACUUGUGUAUAAAUAUUCUGGUACACACUUCUGGUUUUCCAGUGUGCUAUCCACCUCAUAUUCUAUUUUCUGCCAAACGUAGAAUCAGGCUGCCAUUGGCCCACAUCAUUCCGGUAUCCCCACAUACGCACGUUUUGGAGGCGUAAGCAUGACGUGGGCCAAUCAAAUGUUAGUUAAGGAUAUUUAAACUUUUCUAGCCAUAUCCACUUUGCCCUAUCGUGGUUUCUGUUUCAGUACCCUUUAGUGCAUUCCUUGAUCUAUUGUAUUUAUUUUGGUAUUGACCUUGGCUUUGUAUCUGACUCUGAGUUUAUCUUCAACCCUUUCCUGGCUUGUUUGCCCGUCUGACUGAUUACCGUGUACCUGACUGGCUAUUUCCUGUUUUUGUUGUCUCUCCAUUACCCUAAUCUCAGCUCGUCUCUGAUUACGGUUUAUCUCUGUCUGACGUUUAGUCCGGCCAUUCUAAGACCCGGUAUAAGUUUUAUCCUAGUCUUGUCCCUUCCUAUCCAAAACUCUGCGUGUUGGGGUAGUACACCGUGACAAUUUCAAAGACAUGCUUUCUUGAGUUUUCCUCUCUUGCUCAGUUCUGAAGCAGUAUAUAUAUAUAUAUAUAUAUAUAUAACAUUUUAUGCCUAUGACAGAAAAAAAAAUCAUUGUUUGUAAUCACCGAAGGGCAUAAAUAUGUUGUCCUUAUAUGACCCUUAAAACUCGUCAAUUGAAAUAGGGCAGUAAACUUGAUUAGGGAUUGACAUAUAAACAUUUUACAUUUUACAAUUUUACUAUGAUUGAAUGUCUGCACUUAAAUUUCAUUAAACUUAAAGGGACACUCCAGGCACCCAGGCCACUUCUGCCCAUUAGAGUGGUCUGGGUGCCAACUCCCACUACCUUUAACCCUGCAAAGGUUAAGUCCUCCUCUAGUGGCUGUCUAUCAUACAGCCACUAGAGGGACUUCUGUGUUCUUAGAACACGAAAAGUGUUUUAUAUGACGCUGGACGUCCUAACACUAUGUGAGCAUUAUUCAAUGCUUUCCCAUGGGGAUUUCCAGCGUCGCCGAAAUCCCCGUAGGAAAGCAUUAUUCAAUGCGCGUGCGCGGCCAUUGCUGCGCAUGCGCAUUAGGUCUCCCCGCCGGCUGACGUCGGCGGGGGUUGAGGGGGGGCGAGAGUAGGCGGAACCUGACCAGCGCCGAGGGACAUCGUCGCUGGACUCCGGUAAGUUACUGAAGGGGUUUCAACCCCUUCAGCAACUUAGGAUUUUGGGUGGGAGGGAGAGAGGCACUCCAGGGUCCUGCAGUGCCAGAAAAUCAAAUAUGUUUUCCUGGCACUGGAGAAUCCCUUUAAUUGUUUGUUGAAAUAAAACCCACUGACACUUUAUUUGAAUUGUUUUAGGGCACUGUGGUUUUGCUAGUUCUGACCUCUGUUCUGAAGGAUCCCAAAUACUUUAAAAACCCUCUACAAUUCGACCCUGGUCAUUUUCUGGAUGAGAAGGGCUGCUUUAAGAAGAAUGAUGCCUUCAUUCCAUUCUCUGCAGGUAAUAACAUUAUAUCGGAGAUUAAUAUUUAGAUUUAUGGAAUUUUAGAGAGUUCCAUCAGUAACUGACCUCUAUGUCUUUCUCCUUAAUCGUGUGCUCUCGCUGUCUUCAGGUAAACGUGCGUGUGUUGGGGAGGGUUUGGCUCGCAUGGAGCUUUUCCUCUUUUUCACGACCAUCUUGCAAAAUUUCAUCCUCAAACCAACAGUGGAUAAAGAAGACAUUGAAAUCACUCCUGAGCCAAACACCAACGCUUCAAGACCUCGUGCUUACCAAAUAUAUGCUGUCCCUCGUUCUGAAUCCUAAAUGACAUCCUCAAACACCAUAGCGACUCCUAAUUAAUUCUCUGUCUCCAUGUUAAUGAAAAAAAAUACAAUGUGACACAAGACUAAGAACAGCGACGAUUGUUACUAUGUCAUAUAAACGCAGUAGAGUUAUCUAUUGUCCCACGUGUACAUGUUACACUUCAUGUAAUGUCGGCCAACCACCAGCUUGUCUGUUAUUGUGAAACAACUGUGGAAGCUGUUUGCUCUCUUUGAAGAAUAAACAAUAAUAAUUCUGGGGAAUAGUCCUUGUGAACAGCUGGGCAUUGUCAAAAUCCAUUCUUAUGAUAAUUCCUCAUGAAUAAUAAAUAGGACUUAUAUCUCCAACCACUGAAAGCUCAGAUGGAUACCUUCUGACAAUUUAACUAAUAUUUGGCCAGUGUUUGUGACUAAGUGGCUACUAAGAAAGACUGGACUUACCCCACUUGCAAUACCCUGGGUUGUCUACUUUUGCAAAUGAUAUGCCAUCAUGGGGGUAAUUCUCAUUCCUGGGCUACCAUACGCUCUCAAAGGCAACAUAACCAAUCUGGCAAAUUUCAAUGUCAAAAAAAUGAAAUGCAAGCCUUAUAUGUGACUCUCUAACUUUCCAAAACACCAUAAAACCUGUACAUGGGGGGUACUGUUAUUCUCGGGAGACUUCACUAACCACAAAUAUUAGUGUUUUAAAACAGUAAAACAUAUUACAACAAUAAUAUAGUCGAUAAAAGUGCAGUUCGUUUGUAAAAAAUGCAAAAAACUUAACUUUUACUUAAAAUAUCAUUGUUGUAAUACAAUUUACCAGUUUGAAACACUAAUAUUUGAGUUCAGCGAAGUCUCCCGAGUAAAACAGUACCCCCUAUGUACAGGUUUUAUGGUGUCUUGGAGAGUUACAGGGUCAAAUAUAGUGCUUGCAAAUUAAAUUCUCUGCACUUUCUCCCUGUGUUGUCAGGCAUGUCAAUCAAAUUUUAAUUAGUCAAAUCACAUAAUUAUGUUAAAAUAUUACUUAAAUAUACAUGUAGAAGUUUAAUAUAUAUGCAUUUAUAGGUAUUUAAAUUCUACGUGUGUAUUAAUGUAAUCUUUUAUGUAAUUAUAUGUAUUUAUCUAUCUAUCUAUCUAUCUAUCUAUAUAUAUAUAUAUAUAUUUGCAGUUAUUUGUAUUUUAUAUAUAGAUGGAUAUAUAUAGAAUGUCAUUCUAAGUUUAUUUUGUUACCAAUAUAUAUAUAUAUAUAUAUAUAUAUAUAUAUAUAUAUAUAUAUAUAUAUAUAUAUAUAUAUAUAUUAAUAACAAAAUACAGUUAGAAUGAAAUUACAUAUGAAUAUAUAAUUUAUAUUAAAUUUUGUUUCAAUAUUUUAUUUAUUUAUUUUAUUAUUUAAUGUAUUUAUUAUUGUAAUUAUACGUAUAUAUAUAUAUAUAUAUAUAUAUAUAUAUAUAUAUAUAUAUAUAAUAUAAGUGUAUUUUAAUAUUAAUAUACAUACUUAUAUUAAUAUUAAAAUACACUUUGUAUGACGUUACAUAUAUAUAAUAUGUAUAUAUAUUAUAUAUAUAUAUAUAAUAUAUAUAUACAUAUAUUAGAUAUAUAUACAUUUCUAUUUCAUUUUAAAACAUGUUUAAUCAUUUUUGUUUACUUUCCCACCAGCAGGGGGACUGUCUGACAUUUAAGACAGUCCCCCUGCUGGCAGAUCCACAGCCAGCUCUAGAGGGCCAUGUGAUCGCUCUUCUUUUGCUGUGGGAGGGCUGCCUGGACUGUCAGGCAGCCCUCCAGAAGAGGAUCGCAGCGGAGGUGAGUAUCCCUGGCCUGCAGCCGUUACAGCGUUCUAUGCCGCCGCAACGGCUUUAAAGCACAUUUAAAUGGGGACAGCAUAGAACGACGUAACGGCGUUAAGGGGUUAACAGACAGCGAGUAAAUUCAGGCAAAAUCUGAUUUAAUUUUAACACCAAUGAUGGACAGCAAUUUUUGGGUCAAAAUAAACCUUAAUUAUCCGUCAUAUGUUCUGUGUCAUUGCUUAUUUUCUGUGUGUGUUACUUUGCAAAUGACUGAGAUACAUUCAAUCAAAGUUUUAACAAUCAGUUUAUCUUGCAUUUUUACUUUCUCCUGCAAAAAAAAUAAAUAAUAUGACCACUGCAAUCGAUUCUGAAAGUAACAUGUAAAGUCAGUAUUUAUAACAGUAUAUUAUAUAAUGACAAAAUGAUAAUGGUCCUUAAAAACAGGUAGUGAGAUAAAUGUAAAUUAUUACCAGAAAAAAAUACUUUAAAGAAAUGUUACAAGAACCAUAACUACUACAGUUCCACUGCAGGGCUUAUCUCCUUGCAAGAGCUUCAGGCAGCAGGGAGAUCAUGGUGGGUGUGUGUAGCAGACACCAGGAAAGCUGAUAGACCAUGGAAGGAGACAAAUCACAGACUUUUAUGUUAAGGAACCUACUUGCUUGUGUAUGUAAUAUAUGUUAAAAUGUCCGUGUGGCUCCCUUUAUAUAGGUGUUUACAUAUGCGAUUUUCAGACCAUGUGAGAAAUAUUAAAAAAAGGUUCAGAAACCCGUUUCCCUCCAUUUUAAAAAUACCCACAUCCAGAACGAAGAAGGACGUUUCUUUUGCGCAUUCAAAUGUUGCAAGAGACAGGAGAUUAGGGAAUUUUAAUAAAAAGUUAGGAAAGGAGAAGAUAGAGUUAAUUUUCAAUUUUAAUACUUUUAAUCCCCCCUGGACAUAAAUAAUGAUUUGUAUAUCUGCCAUUUUUAAAGUAAGGGAAAAGGGUUUCUCCUGCCUCCCCUCUUUUUUUUUUUUUUUUUUUUUUUUUUUUACUGAGGUGUUUUUCUAUUGGCAACUUUUAUAAGUUACAAUACCAAACAUGUUUUUGAAUUUUAACAAAAGUAAUAAUCACAUUUCUUUUUUUUUUUGUUUUCAUUCCCUUCUUUUAAAAUGUUCCUUCUUUCUACAGCUUUUUACAUUUUUCUUAUAUUUUCCAUCAUUGAUUAUUAUAAUCACAGCAUAUAAAAAUAAAUGAAUUACCGUAUAUACUCGUGUAUAAGUCGAUCUCAUGUAUAAGUCGAGUGCAGUUUUGUGACCAACAAUUGUGAAAUAUGCUAUGCCUCGUGGAUAAGUCGAGGGUAAAACUUGGGGCUAUGAAGUUGUGAUUUUUAUAAUUAUAUACACACACACACUCAUACAAACACACACACUGCAUUAUAUACACACACAUUCAUACAAACACACACUCUGCAUUAUACACACACACACUCAUACAAACAAUCUGCAUUAUAUACACACACUCAUACAAAAACACACUCUGCAUUAUAUACACACUCAUACAAACACACACUCUGCAUUAUAUAAUGCAGAGUGUGUGUGUUUGUGUGAAUGCAGAGUGUGUGUGUGUAUAUAAUGCAGAGUGUGUGUGUUUAAUGCAGAGUGUGUGUUUUUAUGAGUGUGUAUAUAAUGCAGUGUGUGUUUACACAAUGCAGUGUGUGUUUGUAUGAGUGUGUGUUUGUGUGUGAACUGGGUGGGGGAGGGCAUUUUUAAUUUUUUAAUUUUUUUUAUUUUAAUAUUUUAAUUUUUUUAUUUUGGUAUUAUUUUUUUAUUUUAUUAUUUACUUUUUUAAUUUUAAUAUUUACAUUUUUUUAUUGUAAUAUUUUUUUUUUUAUUAUUUCAUUUUUUUUCGGCCCCCCUCCCUGCUUGUUAGCUGGCCAGAGAGGGGGGCUCUCAUUCCCUGGUGGUCCAGUGGAUGGGCUGUGUAGGAGGGGGGCUGGCAGAGAGCUGUUACUUACCUUUCCUGCAGCUCCUGUCAGCUCCCUUCUCCUCCGAUCCGGUCCGCGCGGCAGUCACACCGCGAGACUUACAGUGGAGGAGAAGGGAGCUGACCGGAGCACAGGAGAAGGGAGCUGACCGGAGCGCAGGAGAAGGGAGCUGACCGGAGCACAGGAGAAGGGAGCUGACAGGAGCUGCAGGAAAGGUAAGUAACAGCUCUCUGCCAGCCCCCAACAGGACUGCCGGGCUUGUAAUGAGCCCGGCAGUCCUGGUCUGUAUUAUGGCAAUGUAAGUUGCCAUAAUACAGACGUUGACUCGAGUAUAAGUCGAGUGGUGGUUUUUCAGCACAAAUAAUGUGCUGAAAAACUAGACUUAUACUUGAGUAUAUAUGGUAAUUUAAAAAAAAAAACAGAAAAAAGAAAAAAAAAGAAAAAUCACCUAAGAUUCAUGAGUUACAUCUUGGUUAACCAUAAACCUAAAUGUUAUAAGAAUAUCUCUGUAAUAGUGUAUCUAUAAUAUGUUUUAUUUCCCUCUUUUCUUUUUCUUUUUUCUUUACCCCUCUCUUACUUUCACUUUUCUUUCCUAUCCUGUUCUUCUUCACUCUCCUUUCCAUCUUGUUCCCUGCUACCCAUUUUCCUUCAUUUUUGUUUUAUUUUUUUUCUUUAUAAUUGAGUUUUUGUUUAGAGCAGUGGUAGUCAACCUUUUUCUACCUACCGCCCACUAAUGCAUCUUUCUUGAUGGAAAAAUUUCCUUACCGCCCACCAGUUUUCGCGCAAGCGCGGAAUAUUUUUUAGAAAGGAGGUUGUUUUAAAAAAAAUAAAUAAAUGUACGUACAUUUAUCUUUUUAUUUCUACUUUAUGCAUGUUUAUAAUGUUUUUAACUUUAUAAAGUUUAAUUAGAAAACAAUAAAGUAAAUUGAAAUUAGCUUUACUAGUGAGAUCCUUGAGGCUGAUGCUACUAACACCAAAAACAAUGCUGUAUUAGGUGCCAAUUUUUAUUAAUGUCACCAUCAAAAGAAAUUCCUUUUCCUGCCUGCUUCUUUACCUUCCUUAUAGUAUAUCACUAUAUUAAGGAUCUCUUUUUCCUUUUUUUUAUUUUCUCCUUCCCUUACUUAUUUUUUUCUUUUAUUUUAUAAGAUAACAAAACUUAAUUUAUGAGCCAGACUAAACACUGCUUACUCUCCUCCUUUAUUUUAUCCCCUUUUUUCUAUUUUUCUUCCUUUUUUAAUUUUUUUUAUCUUUUCCUUUUUAUCUCCUUUCUUUUACCUUCCUGAGCGACAAAAGUAAGGCUGAGCUAGUUAGCCCACUUAUUAUUAUUAGCCAACAAUUCUCUUUCUCUCUUUGCCCUUAACUUUUCUUUUUCAACUCCUCUGCUCCGUUUCAGCCUGCUUCUGCCUGUCCCUGCUAUCAGUUUCCACUCCUCCCCUAAACAAUUCUCUUUCUCCUGCCUAUAACUUUUCUUUUUCAACUCCUCUGCUCUGCUUCAGCCUGCUUCUGCCUGUCCCUGCUAUCAGUUUCCACUCCUCCCCUAAACAAUUCUCUUUCUCCUGCCUAUAACUUUUCUUUUUCAACUCCUCUGCUCCGUUUCAGCCUGCUUCUGCCUGUCCCUGCUAUCAGUUUCCACUCCUCCCCUAAACAAUUCUCUUUCUCCUGCCUAUAACUUUUCUUUUUCAACUCCUCUGCUCUGUUUCAGCCUGCUUCUGCCUGUCCCUGCUAUCAGUUUCCACUCCUCCCCUAAACAGUUCUCUUUCUCCUGCCUAUAACUUUUCUUUUUCAACUCCUCUGCUCUGUUUCAGCCUGCUUCUGCCUGUCCCUGCUAUCAGUUUCCACUCCUCCCCUAAACAAUUCUCUUUCUCCUGCCUAUAACUUUUCUUUUUCAACUCCUCUGCUCCGUUUCAGCCUGCUUCUGCCUGUCCCUGCUAUCAGUUUCAACUCCUCCCCUUCCUCUUCCCACGUGUUUGCGUGCGCUCGCUCCCGCCCGACAACUUCUCACACAAAAGGAGGUUGACUGAUGUGUGCGCUCGCGCCCGCCUGCACCGCCCGCCCACUCGCUCGCGUUGGUUUCUUGAUGUGUGCGCUCGCUCGCGCGCCCGCUCGCUCGCGCGCCCGCCCGCUCGCGCGCUCGCUCAAAAGGAGGUUUUAACCUCCAAAGUCCCUACCGCCCACCUGGAAUCCCAAAACGCCCACUAGUGGGCGGUAGGGACCAGGUUGACGACCCAUGGUUUAGAGGUAAAUGGAUGAUUGUCUCAUUUUUGUGAAUUUUUUUUCUAUCCUUUUCCUCUAUUGUUUUUUGUUAUAUUCUUCGUCCUCCCUUUCAUUACCUUUUUUUCCCUUCUCUUCUCUUCUCUUUCCUUUUUUCUUUUUCCUUUCUUUCUCCUCUUUUCUUUUUUGUACUCGACUUCUCUGAGAUUUUACAAUAUUGAUCUAAAUUGUUCUCAUACAUAUCUUCCAUCUGUAGAUUCUGGUGCCAGAUUUUUUAGAAAACAUUGAUGGUAUUAUUCGCUGAGUGUAUUAUGUAUUCCAUUUUCUAAUAUUAUAUAUUGUUUCCUUAAUGGUUUCUAGAUUUUGGAACCAACCCUUCUUUCCAAUUUUUUGCAAUAAAAAAAGGAGGACAAUUUUUUAAAUCUGAAUGUGCAAGUGUCUGGAAAUAUUGAAAUAUUGAAAGUAGCGCUUCUUCUAUGUAUAAGCAGCUUUUAGGUACAGGUAGAUAUCCUCAACGGAGGUAUUUCGCCCUUGGGACAAUAAUAGUUACUAUCUUGCAUCUCCACCCUCUUGACAAAGCAGUUAGGGCCUCACCAGUCACUGCCAACUUAUCAUAUAUCUCUUUAGCCCUCACUGAGAGACCAAUACCCCACCACAAAAUUCAAUGGCAAACCUACCGUACGGGUCAAAUCAUCGGUAGAGCCUCUCAUCGCCACAUGGCAACGAGUUAGGUUCCCAAGUCACAUAUCUAGCUUAAUUGUUUUGCCACUUGGCUUAACAAGGGUCAGCCAGUACCUGCGUGUUAUAUCAUUAUGGCUAUAAUGUUGAUAAAUAUUAAAGUAUUGGUUAUGUAAUAAUAGUGGUAAACUAACUUUUGCCCUAUUUUUACAGGCCUACCUUAACGUCGGUUUCCCUCACACCAAAACCAACUUAUGCCACCACUACUAUAACUUGGAGUAUUGUUCCCGACCACAAAUAUAAAGGCUGAGACUGUGGGUGAAGCCUGGAAAUGUUGGAGGGGUUAGUUGACUUAUAAAUAUACAGGCCGUCCCUUCCUCUUUACUGUUACUGACUGGUUCAGCACACCUGCUUCUUUUGUCAGACCAUUGAAUUUGGUGGGCCCUCUUUUUACAGGCCUACCUGAACAUCUGUUUCUCACACACCACAACCGACUUAUGCCACCACUACUAUAACUCGACAUAUUGUCCCCAACCACAAAUUAUAUUAUCAUUAUUAUAGCACCAACAUAUUAUGCAUUGCUUUACAAUAUUAAAAGUGGAAAUAUAACAAUAGAUGAGACAACUGCAAAAUGUUACAGAAACUAUAGGCUGAUGGGGAUCCUCCUCAAAAUAGCUUACAAUCUAUUUCGCAAAUAUAAAAUAUACAGAUUUUUAAAAUAUUUUUCUCUCUACUGGUCUCUUCUCACUUGAUCAGAUAAUAAAAUCGGCACACUGUAAGGAUGCUGUGAAUGAUGCAAAAUUAGCGAUCGGCCGGUCUUGCGUCUUCUAGCGCUCCCCUAUUAAGCCCAAUCAAAAUAUAAUAUAAAUUACUUAAAUCCCUGCACUUCUUUUCCCAGACACUCAGCUGUGGUUCUUGCUUAGCCCAAUAGUGCAUUUGUGAGAAUUCUGAUUUUCUGAUAACUGACAAUGAUGUGAUUAUCAAUUAUAUCGUUCUCUGUAAUCACGGGUGGUGACCGUUUACUCUGAUUUGUCCUAUAGCUGGCCUUGGCUACCUCAAUAACCAUUAAACCUCUGUAACAUCUGGCAAUAUGGACUAUAGCACUGUCUGUUUUAUAUUAGGGUCUGUGUGUUUUGGGUCCCUUACAUAUAUUGCAGCCUUCUCCUCUCUAUGUCCUGUCUGCAUGUUGUAUGCAUGCACUGUGUCUGUAUCUGUGUAUGGAAAAAGGCCUCAUAUUACGGAUCUUUUCACUAGAUAGGCUUAAAUGUAUAGACAGAAAAAAAAUCACAUUUCAUGUAUUUCUCUAAGCAACCAAUAGGUGGGUAUCUCACUGCAGUUCUCACACAAAGCAUUUCUGUAAACAUGUAAAACUGCUUACAGCUGCCAAGUUUCAAGGGUUACAAUACUGAGGACAACCCUGUUUAGGAUCACAGGGAGGAAGAGAAUUGCCUGAACAUUUAUUGUUGCUGCAAUGGAUCUGGGACUCACAGGGACAUUACUUCUCGUCUCCUUUAUCACGCUCCUGUUUUACCUUGUAAUAUGGAGAGACAAAAAGAAACAAGGGAACCUGCCCCCGGGUCCCACACCACUUCCCUUGUUGGGGAACAUGCUGCAACUUAACCCAGUGGAAACUCCUCGCUCUGUGCUCCAGGUGGGUAUCAGUCUACAGCAGUGGUAGUCAACCUUUUUCUACCUACCGCCCACUAAUGCAUCUUUCUUGAUGGAAAAAUUUCCUUACCGCCCACCAGUUUUCGCGCAAGCGCGGAAUAUUUUUUAGAAAGGAGGUUGUUUUAAAAAAAAUAAAUAAAUGUACGUACAUUUAUCUUUUUAUUUCUACUUUAUGCAUGUUUAUAAUGUUUUUAACUUUAUAAAGUUUAAUUAGAAAACAAUAAAGUAAAUUGAAAUUAGCUUUACUAGUGAGAUCCUUGAGGCUGAUGCUGCAAGACUAAAUAUUUGAUAUCUGGUUCGAUUUUCGUAUGGAACAAACGAAGGUCUCCUCUUUCGGUGAUAUUCAGACGGUUUCUCUGUUUGCUCAUAAUAUGAUUAACAGCACUAAAGCCUGAUUCUACAAGAUAUGUGGUAGGGAAAGGUAUCAAUAAAUUGAACAUCAUUUUCCACAUAUUUGGAUAUAACGCAGGCAUUUUUUUAUUUUGCCAGAGUUUUUGGUAUCCACCACUGCCAAAAUUACAUUUACUCUCUUCGUCAUAUUUAAGUUCUAAUAGUUCUUCUUGGCAAGUUAUAUCAACUUCAGCAACAUUUGCUGUAAAAGGAUUUAUCAUCCAGUCAUGCACCUUUAAGUUCAAAAUAUCUUGAAAUCGUUUUUCCAUAUCCAAUUUGAGUUCCUUGAGGUGACUACUGAACCUUUCAAUAUCCCCCGGACUUACAUCAUUGUUUAUAGAGGACAAUUCAGGAAACUGAUGAAAUUCUCUCUUGAAAAUAUUAUGACGGAGAAGAUCAAGCUUUUCGAUAAAUAAUGACACAAUAUUUUUGCAACUUAUAAGAGUUAUAUUGGCUCCUUGAAGCUGCAAAUUAAUGUCAUUAAAUCUCUUGAAAAUGUCUGCCAAAUAAAAGGCAUCAUUCUUUACGUUUUUUAACUGUUCAUAGAGACCAGUCUCAUUAUCACUUUCAAAAAACUGUACGACACUAUCAAAUAAUGCAACAAAACGAGUCAAGCAUGUACCCUUUGAGAGCCAUCGAACUUCUGUAUGUAAAAGUAACCUAAUAAACUGCUCGUUAUUGUCCUGGCACAGCUGUCGAAACAUUCUAUCACACUUGGCAUUAGAUUUUAUCUUAUUUACAGCUUUAAUUAUAAUACUUAAUGAUGAAUGGAGACUUGUACUUAAAUGUUUUCCUACAAUAUGUUGUCUGUGUACAACACAAUGAAUACACAAAACGCUUGGCACUUCUUCCUUCAAGUAAGCAACAAACCCACGAUAGCGGCCUACCAUUGAUGGUGCUCCGUCAGUAGCACAUGCAACAAUAUUGUUCAAGGGUAUAUUGUUUUUUGCAAAGUAUGAUUUCACAGCAUUAAAUAUUGAUAAUCCUUUUGUAUCUGUAAUCAGAUUGACAGUGAAUAGCAUUUCUUCUUGCAAUGUAUUGUUUUCAUCAAGGUACCGUACAUAUGUCAUCAGUAGAGCAUUAUUAUCUGCAAUGACAGACUCAUCCAAUUGUAUAGAAAAUGACGAAUUUUGGAGAAUACCUAUAAGUUUAUUUUCAACAUUAGCCGCCAUUUCAUCAAUGCGUCUCUUUACUGUGUUAUCGCUAAGGGGCAAUGUUUUUAAAACUUCAGGUAUAUCCUGAUGCAUUACUGUUGAGAUAAAUUCUUUGAUAGAGGGUUUUAUCAAAGUUUCUCCAAUAUUAUGGCUUUUACCACUUUUUGCAAUUAAGUGUGAUAUACGAUAAGCUGCAGUUAAUCCAUCCUCAUUCUUUGCAUGUUGUUUUUGAAAGGAUGUAGCUAUUGUUGAACGAUUUUGAAAUCUUUUAUAGAUUUCUUGAAAAUAUUCAAUGGGCUUAUCUUUAUCUUGCGAAUGCUUUGUAGUAAGAUGUUCUCGCAAUCGACUUGGCUUCAUUGCUUCAUUAGAUAAUGUCUUGUGGCACAGUAAACACAUUGGAAGCUGUUUAUUUGUAACAGAUUCAAUGAAACCCAUCUUCAGAUACUCUGGUAAAUAGCCACGAGCGUAUUUCUUUUUUUCAGACAUGGGUUCUAAAUUUGUUUCACAAUUUAACAACUACUUUUACUCUUACGUUUUGAUCUGCACUCCACACAGUGCUUUUUUCCCUCCUCUUUUCCCUUUUAUUACUAACACCAAAAACAAUGCUGUAUUAGGUGCCAAUUUUUAUUAAUGUCACCAUCAAAAGAAAUUCCUUUUCCUGCCUGCUUCUUUACCUUCCUUAUAGUAUAUCACUAUAUUAAGGAUCUCUUUUUCCUUUUUUUUAUUUUCUCCUUCCCUUACUUAUUUUUUUCUUUUAUUUUAUAAGAUAACAAAACUUAAUUUAUGAGCCAGACUAAACACUGCUUACUCUCCUCCUUUAUUUUAUCCCCUUUUUUCUAUUUUUCUUCCUUUUUUUUAUCUUUUCCUUUUUAUCUCCUUUCUUUUACCUUCCUGAGCGACAAAAGUAAGGCUGAGCUAGUUAGCCCACUUAUUAUUAUUAGCCAACAAUUCUCUUUCUCUCUUUGCCCUUAACUUUUCUUUUUCAACUCCUCUGCUCCGUUUCAGCCUGCUUCUGCCUGUCCCUGCUAUCAGUUUCCACUCCUCCCCUAAACAUUCCUCUUUCUCCUGCCUAUAACUUUUCUUUUUCAACUCCUCUGCUCUGUUUCAGCCUGCUUCUGCCUGUCCCUGCUAUCAGUUUCCACUCCUCCCCUAAACAAUUCUCUUUCUCCUGCCUAUAACUUUUCUUUUUCAACUCCUCUGCUCUGUUUCAGCCUGCUUCUGCCUGUCCCUGCUAUCAGUUUCCACUCCUCCCCUAAACACUUCUCUUUCUCCUGCCUAUAACUUUUCUUUUUCAACUCCUCUGCUCUGUUUCAGCCUGCUUCUGCCUGUCCCUGCUAUCAGUUUCCACUCCUCCCCUAAACAAUUCUCUUUCUCCUGCCUAUAACUUUUCUUUUUCAACUCCUCUGCUCCGUUUCAACCUGCUUCUGCCUGUCCCUGCUAUCAGUUUCCACUCCUCCCCUAAACAAUUCUCUUUCUCCUGCCUAUAACUUUUCUUUUUCAGCUCCUCUGCUCUGUUUCAGCCUGCUUCUGCCUGUCCCUGCUAUCAGUUUCCACUCCUCCCCUAAACAAUUCUCUUUCUCCUGCCUAUAACUUUUCUUUUUCAACUCCUCUGCUCUGUUUCAGCCUGCUUCUGCCUGUCCCUGCUAUCAGUUUCCACUCCUCCCCUAAACAAUUCUCUUUCUCCUGCCUAUAACUUUUCUUUUUCAACUCCUCUGCUCCGUUUCAGCCUGCUUCUGCCUGUCCCUGCUAUCCGUUUCAACUCCUCCCCUUCCUCUUCCCACGUGUUUGCGUGCGCUCGCUCCCGCCCGACAACUUCUCACACAAAAGGAGGUUGACUGAUGUGUGCGCUCGCGCCCGCCUGCACCGCCCGCCCACUCGCUCGCGUUGGUUUCUUGAUGUGUGCGCUCGCUCGCGCGCCCGCUCGCUCGCGCGCCCGCCCGCUCGCGCGCUCGCUCAAAAGGAGGUUUUAACCUCCAAAGUCCCUACCGCCCACCUGGAAUCCCAAAACGCCCACUAGUGGGCGGUAGGGACCAGGUUGACGACCCAUGGUCUACAGCAAGAGGUGUGAAUGCAUGGAAUAGGAUUCCAGUAGAGGUGGUAAACAAUAACAAACCAGAAGUGAUAAAGUUACAAAGUAGCUGCUGGGAUUACGUGGGGUUAGAUGAAGAGAUAUGUUAAUAAAGUGCAAAAUAACUAGAAGGAAUCUGUAAAGUAAAUUGACAGGUGUACGAAUAUCUCUUAAUCGCUCAUAUUAGAUCUAUUUAAACACCUUGACUUACCCCAUGUUACAAAUACAAUGUGCAAAUGGUAAUGUGCUAUUUUAACACAAUAUUUAUAAUAUGUGUAUGUCAAAUAUUUCCUUGUAUCUUGUUUUUCAACAUCACAGUACAAGAUAAUGCAUCUUGGAUGUAAAAACCCAAGGGCAGAGUACAGAAUAUUUGAUAGAGUCCUAACCUCAACAUAUGAGGAAAGAGAUUUAGGGGUGAUUAUUUCUGAUGACUUAAAGGUAGGCAGACAAUGUAAUAGAGCAGCAGGAAAUGCUAGCAGAAUGCUUGGUUGUAUAGGGAGACGUAUUAGCAGUAGAAAGAGGGAAGUGCUCAUGCCAUUGUAAAGAACACUGGUGAGACCUCACUUGGAGUAUUGUACACAGUACUGGAGACCGUAUCUUCAGAAGGAUAUUGGUACUUUAGAGAGAGUUCAGAGAAAGGCUACUAAACUGGUUCAUGGAUUGCAGGAUAAAACUUACCAGGAAAGGUUAAAGGAUCUUAACAUGUAUAGCUUGGAGGAAAGACGAGACAGGGGGGAUAUGAUAGAAAUAUUUAAAUAUAUAAAGGGAAUCAACACAUUAAAGGAGGAGACUAUAUUUAAAAGAAGAAAAACUACCACAACAAGAGGACAUAGUCUUAAAUUAGAGGGACAAAAGGUUUAAAAAUAAUAUCAGGAAGUAUUACUUUACUGAGAGGGUAGUGGAUGCAUGGAAUAGCCUUCCAGCUGAAGUGGUAGAGGUUAACACAGUAAAGGAGUUUAAGCAUGCAUGGGAUAGGCAUAAGGCUAUCCUACAUAUAAGAUAAGGCCAGGGACUAAUGAAAGUAUUUAGAAAAUUGGGCAGACUAGAUGGGCCGAAUGGUUCUUAUCUGCAAUCACGUUCUUUGUUACUGUCUUUCACUUGAACAAUCACAUUUUGUAUAUUGAUGUUAAAGUCCAGAUAAGAAAAGCAACGUGGAACAAUAAUUAAGGCAAUUUUGUUUUAUAACAUCCAUUUCAAUCUUAUGAUUAUUUUUAGCACUAUUGGUUAGCAUUUCACUCUGUGUGUUCACAUAUUAGGAAUGGGGCAAUUAAUGCAUUUUUCAUGUUAAUUAUAACCCUGGUCUAAAAAACACAGAUAGAAAGAAUGUGAGUGACAGACAGACGUACAGAAGGACAGAUCUAGCAGAUCCAGGUUAUGGAAUUCUUAGAUUUAUAGAAUGAAAGUUUGUCAUUUGGCCCUGGGGCACUUCUGCCUAAAAUAAAAAACAAAAAGAAACUCUGAUUAGCUAUUAAUAUAUCAAAUAUUAAGAAGACUUUUGCACUGCGGAAAAAAUAUUCUAAGCUGAAUUACUUCAUCCACCCAAAAAAACAAAUUUCGGGACGGUCGAUGGUUCCGUGCAUGUGAUGGUUUGGUUCAUUAGAAUUUCGUCUACUAAAAAAGAUUUAGUAAAAAAAUCAGACAAACAAAAAGGGCACAAACAUGGGCAAACUAGUCUACUCCAAAUUAUAUACUGUGACGGAACGCCUGCCACCCCGACUGGGUGCCUCCGUCAAAAGAUGCUCCUAGUGCUCGCCAAGGACCAUCAGCAACGCACUCAACAACACAACCACCACCAACCCCACGAACCGCCGUAGCUUGGUUGGGGUUUCUGCGUCCUCCACCCACUCUGGACCCAAGACCAGGGUUCAGCUCCCAGUGGGUAGACCUCUCUUAGAUCCAGAGAGCAGGAACCAGGAACAAGCUCUUACAAGAGCUUAAACUCAGGGGAGUAUUGUGAUAUAGCAAUCCACAGAGUGUAGUUAUCCCAUCCCCCAAACAUGAGCCAAGACUUCAUGAAGGGGUAAAGCAGUUCUGUUUAAUGGAAGCAAGCACUCACAAUUUAUACAAUUCCCCAGGCCAGAGGCACAUACCCUGGACCUGAUGGUACACAGACAUACAAAGGACACAAACCAAUCAAAACAAUACAACAAUGUCUGACACUCCCAUUCAUUACAGCAAAAUCCUCCCCUCUGCCUGUGAUAUAAUUACUGAACACAAUGGGCUAACGUAAUAAUCACAGGCAGGAUAAUAUACAGUUUUACACAAUAUUCAUAACUGAAAAAGCAUACAUCACAUUAACAUAAAACUUACAUAUUCUGAACCAGCAUACGCAGUAUACAAACAUAUGUCAAAAUCAUACAAAUUGGUCCAGUGGUUCAAAAGUUAGAUGGAAGUCAUUUUUGACCGACUGUAAGCAUGACUUGGGUGUGGUAAGCCAAUUAUCUCCAGGUACAGAAAAUAUCUCUAUUCACAACAACAGCAAAAAUACACAAAUAUACAUAAUUCCUAUCAUACUGAACAGAGCCCACACAUUCAACCUAUCCCCAGAUAGCUUGGAUCUGAGCGCUCAAUAUAUCCGAACAGCACUCAGAUCCCACGAACACAGUCAAAUCGCCAUGGGGUAAAGUUUUAUAAGGGCCAUACACCCCAGGGCCAUAGUCAUGAGGCAGAAGGCUGGCAAUCAGGCUCCUCCAAAAGCCUGGGGCAAAGGGCAGUUGGUCACAAAAAAAUCCAGUGACAAAAGGCAUUUUGUCACAUAUACAAUUAUAGUUAUGUAUAUAUUUUACAGUUAACUAAUAGGCAGAUUUUCCCUCUUUUUGGUUCACAGAUAAAGUGAGAAAAAGUAACUAAUAGAGGGAAAAAGAAGAGGAACAGAAAUAAAUACAUACUUAUAUAUAGUUAUUAAAUAUAUUAACCCCUUAAUAACCGCUGACGGUUCAGGACCAUCAUCGGAAACAUCCCCUUGAGGACCAAUGACGGUCCUGAACCGUCAUAAUGGUAAUAUUUACUUACCUGGUCGCCGCUGUUCCCCAGCCGACAGUAGUUGCUCCCAGUCUGUAAGGACUGCCUAACAGCCCAGGCAGUCCCCGUGGCCAUGUGAUCGCUCUAACAGAGCGGUCACAUGGCCACAGUAGGCAUCCAUGUAUCUCCCUGCAUGUUUAAAAUUUUAAAAAAUUGUAAAUAAAUAAAAAUAUAGCUAUAUAUGUGUGUGUAUAUAUCUUAUAUAUAUAAUGUCAUACUAAGUGUAUUUUUAUAUUCAUGUAUACAUAUAUUAAUAUAAAAAUACACUUAUAAUUAAAUUACACACGUAUAUACAUAAUAUAUAAUUACAUAUAUGAGAAAAUAAGGGUUUGGCUGCACUCAUCUACACAUGCUAAAUUAGGGUGCUGCUGGGGGGCAAUAAGUAUAUAUAUAUAUAUUAUGAAAUACAAAUAUUAAGUAAAUGAAAAAAAUAUUUAAUAACAAUACAUUUUAUAUAUAUAUAUAUAUAUAUAUAUAUAUAUGUCAUUUAUUCUAACUGUUUUUUAAUAUUAAUAUAUAUAUAUAUAUAUUAUGAAAUACAAAUAUUAAGUAAAUGAAAAUAAUUAAAUAACAUUUUAUAUAUAUAUAUAUAUGUAAUUUAUUCUAACUGUAUUUUGAUAUUAAUAUAUAUAUAUAUUAUGAAAUACAAUAUUAAGUAAAUUAAUUUUUUUAAAUAAUAAUACAUUAUAUAUAUAUAUAUAAUUUAUUCUAACUGUAUUUUGAUAUAUAUAUAUAUAUAUCCUGACUAAUAUUCAUGGCAGCCUUUACUUAUGGGUUAGAUCCUCCCCUUACAGCAGAAAGGACAGGAAAUAGAACUCUGACACUGGUAUAAAUAGAUCCUCCCCCUUCCCAUCCGGCAGUCUUUUUUCCUGUCCUUCACAGCAGUUUGGAAGGUGUCUGCUUAUGCAGGCCUAGAUUUUUUCUUUUAUGCUCAGCAGGCAAUAUUUUUUAGGCCCUGUCGGGGUUCAGCCGCUAAACCCUGAAGACCCAGCAAAACGCACUAAGAUGAAGUGGCUAGCCUGGGUACCCCCUUUAGAGACCGGGGGUCGGACCCAACAUCUCCCUGAAAGGGAUGAAAAUGGUCCACUGCAUGCCAGGCUCAGCCUCUUAUCCCUGAAGUCCCAGCAACAGGCCAGGUUGGGUACCCCCUCAGGGGAUGUAUGUGAUAUACUACCUACAUGAAGCGAGGCCAGGGUUCAGCCUAUUGCCCCUGAAGACCCAGCAAACAGCAUACCGGUAAGAGUUGCCAGCCUGGGUUCCUACUUCAGCAACCAGGGGUCUGUCCUAUCUCUCUCGGAAGUGAUGACAGUAGUCCACUGCAUACAUGAGGCCCAGUUGAGUCUAAGCCCUUAUCUUCCCUCCUGUCAGCCGCUCUCCUCAGACUGCGCCCGGGCGGGCAAAGCUGCAGCCGCGUGAGGCUCUCUACAGAGCGCUUGGGCGGCUGCAGAAUGAGGGGGGCCGGCGCUCCUGGCGGUGCCCCUUCCCAAGGGGCGCCCUAGGCGGCUGCCUAGUCCGCCUAACAGGUAGCGCCGGCCCUGCCUACUGUGGAUUUUCUAUUUCAGUUUUUUAAAUGAAGUAAAUAAGGAAACAUACUGCUUUUGGCUUUGUAUUAGAUUCCUUUUCCCACAGGUGUUUCGGGAUAAGCAAUUAACACAUUUUACCACUUCAGAUAGAUUGCAGGUGUUACUGAACCUGUCUGAGUUCCUCUCCCAGGAGAGAAGGAGACCUGAAUUUCCAAAGUGGAGCAUGGUAAUGUUUAACAGAAUCAAUGCUUUUUUGUGUGCACAUCUAUGUAAUUAGAUAUGAGACCAUUCUACAAAAGUUUUUCUAUUGCCAGGCAUCCUCUCCCCUCUGUUCAAGAUAGGGAAUGUUUUUGUUUCAAUUGGUGGCAGUGUUUUACCUUCAGAUAUAUGCUGAUUACUGAUGCACAGCUUAGUAGAUCAUACUGGUUGCAGGAGCACAAAUUGGGCUAUUAAUUGAUCUCAUAAAUAGGUAACGCUGAAGCCAUUACCUGAUUUAAAAGCUGUUAAUAUUGGUUUUUCUUUCACCUGCUCAUAACCUUUUAUUCUUUAAAUCUGAAUUCAUUUCCUUAAAGCAUACAUUUUAUAUUCAGUAUUCUCUUUAAUCCUUUGGGGACCUUAAAGUUUGGCAAUCCCUUUAGUAUAUGUCAGGGGUGGCAUGCUUUUGGUUCUUAAGGGGUUAAUGAUCAGAAACUUCUGACCGAUUCCCCUGUUGUGAAGGGGAACAUUAUAAUUUCCUUUCUGCAAUAAAGGUAUUCUUUUAGGCUCAUAUGCUCCAGGUAACUUUGAUGCUGUGUAUUGCAAGUAUUUUAAGGUCUUUCCAGUCCCCAGACCAUUCUACCAGGUUUACUAUUUCAGGUAACAUUCACCUGCUACCUGAACAAUAGAGGAAAUCCCUAAACAGGUAGUUCCAUUACGGACCUCUUCUGAUAUUCAUGGGGAUUCUUCUAGGUGUCCUUAUAUCUGGAAUUUGCAACCAAUGUGUGGCUUUAAAUGGUUGAUUCAUCCUGCAUAAUAUAAUGUAAUGCAGCUUGUUGAUGACAAACAUUUGACUGAUAUGUUUUACAGGGUCUCUGUACCUAGAUCUGUAUAAGUUAUGGUCACUCCUAACAUUGCGUUGAUUUAAUACUUGUGGAUUAUAUGUUUGGAUUGGUGUUGAUAUCUUGCAGAUAUAACAAGCUGCUUAUUAUCACCAUAGACUCUGCCAUAGUACUUCUUCACUAUCUGAAGAUAAGGUAAGAGUAAGUAUGUGGUUGUUGUUCUCAUAAGGAUAACUGAAUAUCUUCUACUAUCCUGCUUAUUAUGUGUCGGUUGCCACAAUGGAUCAUGUGCCUCUGGUUACCACCUUCCCAUCAGUAUCUUGCCUAUUAUAUAUCUCUUACUUAUGUUGCACAACAGUCUCUAAUAAAUGUGAUCAUACUGUUUGGCAUAAUCUGUACUAUUUACAAAUGUAGGUACUGGCGUGGUUGGCCUCCUUAUAAUUUAGUAGUUGCCACAAAUUCUAUGGUUCAUACCGAUAUUAAUUUUGUUCCUCAACUAAUCUGUGUACGAUUCUUCUUGCCUUUGCCUAGUAAUGUUAUUAGUUUAUUCCUCUCCUGUGACUGAUCAUUGCUGUGACUGAUCAAUUCAUCCACUGUGUGAGGUAUUUUUGUGAAUCUUAAUUUUGCAACAUCGGGUCAUUGUUGCAAUGUUUUAAUAACAGACUCUUAUUUCUCUACUAGGCUGUGCCUCUUUCUGACAGGCAGAUAUUGAUUUGUUUCCUGUAUCUACAGGUAAGUAGUUCACUAGGCAAGAGGAAGCGGUGUGAAUCGUCUUUAAUAAAUACAUCCAGUAAGUAGUAGGGUUCUCAGUGUAAUUCUCCCUGUGUUUAAUAGUAUGGUGUGUCCGUUCUCAUCCAACAUUAUCUGCUUGUUCCAGUAUGAUCUCUGGAAGGUAUGCCUUUGUCAAGGUUCUGAUUUGAUGAUAUCAAUUUGGUUUUACAUUUUAUAUCAGAAUGACAUUAUCCUUCUCUAGCUUAUGCUAUCAUGGCUCUAAUUCCUAUCUGACUCUCUAUAUUAAUUCAGGAUAUUUCAGAUAUUGAAUGCCAGGAGGUUGCUGACCUUGCAGCCUCUAGGGAAAAUUAUCAUGUCUGAGCAGAUUUUAUGACAAUUUCCUCUUGAUUCUUGUUUGGCUUUGUAAAGUCUUCUAAGAUUUAUACAGCUCAAUAAUGGUUUUAUAGCUAUUAGCUGUUUUUGAACUCUGUCCCUCCCUCGAUACAUACUGCUUGGGUAUUCCCCAUGAGUAAAUGUUGCCAUGAAUAAUGGUCAGGAAAAAGGAAAAUUGUUUCAUACUUACCGUAAUUUUCUUUUCCUGAUAAUUAUUCAUGGCAGCAUUACGCUCCCACCCAUAUACUAUAGGAGUUGUGAAGCUAGUUACUAAGACUGCCUGAUGGGAAGGGGGAGGAUCUAUUUAUACCAACCUCAGAGUUCUAUUUCCUGUCCUUUCUGCCGUGAGGGGAGGAGCUAACCCAUGAGUAAAUGCUGCCAUGAAUAAUUAUCAGGAAAAGAAAACGGUAAGUAUGGAACAAUUUUCCACUAUAUAUAUAUCAAAAUACACUUAGAAUGAAAUUUAAUAUAUAUAACUAGGUAUAUAUAAAUAAAAAAGUAAUGUGAAAUAUAUAUAUAUAUCCAUAUACAAAAUUACAUAAAUAAUUUCAUAAAUAUACACGUAGACUUCAAAUAUAUAAAUAUGUAUUUAUAUUUAAAUUCUACGUGCAUAUUUAUGUAAUAUUUUUACAUAAUUAAGUAAUUUUAUUGAUUGCAAUUUGAGGGACCCGCAUGACAACCCAGGCCGAAAGUCCAGAGAAUUUAAUUUGCUAGCACUAUAUUUAACCCUGUAACUAUCCAUGACACCCUAAAACCUGUACAUGGGGGGUACUGUUUUUCUCUGGAGACUUCGCUGAACUCAAAUAUUAGUGUUUCAAAACAGUAAAACAUAUCACAGUGAUGACAUUGUCAAUGAAAGUAACUUUUUUUGCAUUUUCACAAACAAACAGCACUUUCACUGAUGAUAUAAUUGUUGUGAUAUGUUUUACUGUUUGAAACACAAAUAUUUGUGUUCAGCAAAGUCUCCAGAGUAAAACAGUACCCCCCAUGUGCAGAUUUUAUAGCGUUUUUAAAUGUUACAGGGUUAAAUAGAAGGGUCACAUUUUUUUUCACAUUGAAAAUGGCCAGGUUAGUUAUGUUGCUUUUGAGAGCGUAUGGUUCAGGAAUGAUGAUGGCAUUUGUAAAAGAAGGUAUUGCAAAUGGGGUAUGUUUAGUCUUUUUAGUAGCCACUUAGUCACAAACACUGGCCAAAAUUAGCGUUCAUAAUAGUUUUUUUUCAUUUUAACACACAAACAAAUAUAAAUGCUAACUGUGGCCACUGUUUGUGACUAAGUGGCUACUAAAAAUGACUGGACAUAUCUCAUAUUGAAUACUCUGGGUUGUCUACUUUAAAAAAAAUCUGUACAUGUGAGGUGUGAUUCAGAGAUUUAUGACAGAUAACAGUGUUACAAUGGAGUUUGCUUGAAAGUAGGCUAUUUAAAGUAGUCUUUGAAGUAGGAGUUAAAAUAACAGGAGUUUGUUGGAGAACUUGUGGACUGUGGUUGGUAUUAGUUAAUACCAAGUGAAAAAAGCAGUUUACUUUUUUUUUUUUAAAUUAAAACUUUUUUCCAUCUAUUUUAUAGAUAUUUUUCAUCUUUGAUUUUAUUUAUAACUUGUCCCCUUUUUUUAUAUAUAUAUUUCUCUUUGCUGUUUUAUUGUAAACUUUUUCCCUUUUCUUAUAUAUAUUUUUUUAUUUCUUUGCUGUUUUUUUCAAAUUUCUUGUAACUUUUCCCCUUUUCUUAUCUCUCUCUCUCUCUCUCUCUCUCUCUCUCUCUCUCUCUCUCUCUCUCUCUCUCUCUCUCUCUCUCUCUCUAUUUGCUGGGUUUAUUUAAACUUUGUCCCCUCCCCCCCCCCAUAUUUUCUCCUUGCUGGUUUUAUUUAAAACGUUUUCAUUCUUUUUUUCCCUCUCUUGGUGUUUCUAUUCCCCUCCUUGUGGGUGCUGCGGCUGCUGAGCUAAUUAGGGGGAGUGCCCCUUAAUUUCCACCUGUGUGGGAUUUGUAUUGCCAAUAUAAACCCACUACUGACUCUUGCUCACUGGAGUUUGCUUGAAAGUAGGCUAAAGUCUCUUUUAAGUAGGAUUUAAAACAACAGGAGUUUCAACUAUAAGUGAGUUUAAACCAAGAGGGUAAAUAUUGUUUUUGCUCACUUGUGUUUUUUGUAACUGGGGAUGAGUGCUAAUAAGAUUGUGAGUUUAACUCAGUGCACAUCAUGCUGCAUGUAUGCAUGCCCGGAUGAUUCUGUUCAGGGUCCAUAUCUCUGUGGUGGGUGUGAGCGAGUGGCAUUUCUGGAAGCUCAGAUUAGAGAUCUGGAGAGGCAAAUUGUAACACUGAGGGAGAUUGACAAUCUUGAGAGGAGUCUGCUGCUCACUGAGCAGAGUUUAGUGGAUGCAGGUAGUGGAGUGGGAGGAGGUGAGACAGUUGGAAAGCAGGCACAUAGCUGAGUAACAGGGGGGCGAGGAAGCAGAGGGGGAGGGAAGAGGAAAGGUUUAGCUAGUCCUGAUCUCAUGCAGCCUAACAGAUUUGCCUGUUUGAGUGUUGGGAGCAUCAGCUCAGGAGUAGCUGUACUGCAGGAAGCUGUUCCUUCUAACAGCCAUGGGAACAGCCCCUCUAAUACGGGUUGGGUGAAAGGGUAAGGAAGUCUAGACAGGUUGUGGUGGUAGGGGACUCUGUUAUUAAGAGAGUAGAUAGGGUAAGCUGCCACUCUGAUUGACUCAACCGGACAGUUUGCUGUCUCCCGGGUGCUAAGGUCCGGCAUGUUGCCAACAGAGUGGAGGGAUUAUUGGGAGGGGCUGGGGUUGACCCAGCUGUCAUGGUCCAGAGGAAAAUGGAAGGUCCUAAAGAAUGAGUUCAGGGAACUAGGAAGUAAGCUAAAGAAAAGAACCUCCAAGGUAAUUUUUUCAGAUAUAUUACCUGUGCCACACGCUAUAGCAGAAAGGCAGCGGCAGAUUAGAGAGGUCAAUGCGUGGCUAAAGUCUUGGUGCAGGAAAGAGGGUUUUGGGUUUUUAGAGCACUGGGACGAUUUUGCGCUUGGGUACAACCUGUAUAGCCGUGAUGGAUUGCACCUAAACGGAAAAGGAUCUGCUGUGCUGGGGGAUAGGAUGGCUAGAAGGUUGGAGGAGAUUUUAAACUAGUAGUAGGGGGGAGGGUCAAAGCAAUCUAGAAAAUGGAGAUAGGAUAGAAAGGAGAUUGGCUUUAGCUCAGAACAAUCGGGGUGGAGAUGGGGAGUCAAAUCUUAGGCAUGUGGAGUGUGACAAGGAAAAUGUGGAAGCUUUAUGGGUAGAUAUCUGCUUGGGGCAAUCAAAGGGAAAUCAAUUAUUGGUUGGGAUAUGUUAUAAACCACCUAAUAUAAAUAUUAAUGAGAAAGAAUAGCUGUUAGAGCAAAUUGGGAAAGUUGCAAAUCGUGGUAACACGUUAAUUAUUGGAAAUUUUAAUUGCCUGGACAUAAAUUGGGAUAGAGGGACUAGUACUUCAGCAAGGAGAAUCAGGUUUUUGAAUGUGUUAAAUGACACCUUUAUGUCACAACUGGUAAAAGCACCAACUAAAAAGGAUGCUUGUCUGGAUCUUGUUAUAACAAACAAUGUUGAUUUUUUUUAUACCAACAUUCAAGUAGCGGAGCAUUUGGGAAAUAGUGAUCACAAUAUGGUAACUUUCGAAAUAAACUCAAAAAAUCAAAAGCACAUGGGGUAUACUAAAAUGUAUAAUUUAAAAAAAGCCAAUUUCAAUAAGAUAAGAGCAGCUCUACAACAUAUCGACUGGCAUAAACUCCUUAGUGAUAAAAACACUGAGGAUAAAUGGAAACUAUUCAAACAAAUAUUAGAAAGGUACAUUUCUCAGUAAGUACCAUUGGGUAAUAAAUAUAAAAGAAACAAAUUGAAACAAAUGUGGUUUAGUAGAGAAGUAAAACAAGAGAUUAAAAAUAAGAAAAGGGCAUUUAAAGCAUUUAAAUCGGACAAAUCAGAGGCAUCCUAUAUAAGAUAUAAGGAAGCCAAUAAUGCUUGCAAGAAGGCAAUUAAAGUGGCUAAACUAAAAAAAUGAGAAAUUGAUAGCCAAAGAAUGCAAAACCAACCCCAAUUUUUUUUAAAGUACAUCAAUUCUAAAAAAACAAAAAAUUUAAUUGCAGGUACACUGGAAACAGAGAUGGGGCAGAAUUUUGAAAUAACUAUAUACAACUUCCACCUAAAUACCCGUGGAAAAAUAAAAUUAACUUAACUUUUGGAUACUUGCUUCCCUCAAGUUACCUACCAAAUUGGUAACUGUAUAUAAUAUAUUAUAGAAUACAAAUAAUAUAGGGAUCCAGCCUGUAUCACUAAAACAUAAACAUAAAAUACCUACAUAGUGUGAUAUUGUUAUAGCUUUAUUAAUUGCUCAAUGCUUGAAGGUUACACUCAGAUUGAUGGUGUAAGUAAAGCCUUCAGUGUGCCUCCCCUAUGGUCAUGGGGGUGUGUCCUGUUGUUGGUAAUCUCGCCAAUCUGGAAAUCAGAAAAUCCACACACUCCAAUUGGUUGGAUGUAGAAAAAGGAUCAAUUUAUUGGCAUAAAAUAUAAUAAUAUUAAAAAACGGUCCUACGCAUUUCGUUCCCUUUAGGAAACUUCCUCAGGGACCAGAGUUAAAAUACAUGGAAACAGAGAUGGGUUUGUUAGCUAAUAAAGACCAGGAAAAAAUUAUAAUUUUUCUUCAGUAUAUAUUAAUGAGGAUCCUAUGGCAAGAGAUAUGCAAAUGUUUGCUGCAAAAAACUUGCAGAUAACUUGUGAUUGGAUAACUCGAGACAAGGUGCUAAAGCUGUUAAAGAAAAUUAAUGUAAAUAAAGCUCUGGGGCCUGAUGGUAUUCACCCACGAGUACUUAAUGAGCUAAGUGGGGAAAUAAGUGAACCUCUGUAUUUAAUUUUUCAAGAUUUUUUUGUCACAGGUAUUGUACCGGAGGAUUGGAGGAAGGCAGAUGUUUUCCCUAUAUUUAAAAAGGGUUCAAAAUCCUUGCCUGGAAAUUAUAGACCUGUGAGCUUAACUUCUGUGACUGGGAAAAUAUUUGAACGGCUAUUAAUGGAUAAUAUUCAGGAAUUCAUUGGGAAGAACUUUGUUAUUAGCAAUAAUCAGCAUGUUUUUGUGAAACAUAGGUCAUGUCAAACUAACCAAAUUGCAUUCUAUGAAGAAGUAAGUAGAAGUGUAGAUCAGGGUGUUGCAGUGGAUGUGAGCUACUUGGAUUUUGCCAAGACAUUUGAUACGGUUCCUCACAAUAGGUAGUCUUCAAACUAAAAGAAAUUGGUCUAGAUGAAUAUUCUUGUUGUUGGGUAGAACAUUGGCGUAAGGAUAGAGUACAACGAGUUGUCAUCAAUUGUAAAUUUUCAGGCUGUUUUGGGACUGCUUCUAUUUAAAAUAUUUAUAAAUGAUCUUGAAAUAGGCAUUGAAAGCCAUGUAUCAGUGUUUGCAGAUGACACAAAACUUUGUAAAGUAAUAAAAUGUGAGCAGGAUAUUGCUUUGCUGCAGAGGGAUUUGGAUAGAUUGGGGGACUGGGCACUAAAAUGGCAGAUGAAAUUCAACGCAGAGAAAUGCAAAGUUAUGCACUUAGGGGUUAAGAAUGCACAAGCAAUUUACACCCUAAAUGGUAGUGAACUAGGGAUAACCACAAACGAGAAGGAUUUUGGAAUUGUUAUAGACAACAAAUUAGGCAGCAAUAUGCAAUAUCAAUCUGCAGUUGCUAAGGCCAGUAAGGUUUUGUCAUGUAUAAAUAGGGGCAUACAUUCUUGGCAUGAAAAUAUAAUUUUGCCUCUUUAUAAAUCGCUGGUAAGACCACACCUUGAAUAUGCUGGGCAAUUUGGGCACCUGUUCAAAAGAAAGAUAUCAUGGCACUAGUAAAAAUGCAGAGACAAGGUACAAAAUUGAUAAAAGGAAUGGAGCAUUUUAGUUACGAAGAAAGGUUAAAAAAAUUAAAUCUGUUUAGUUUGGAAAAACGGCGCCUGAGAGGGGAUAUGAUAACUUUAUACAAAUAUAUUCGGGGCCAGUACAAACCUUUAUCUGGAAAUCUAUUCAUAAACAGGGCUAUACAUAGGACACGAGGUCACACAUUUAGGCUGGAAGAAAGGAGAUUUCAUCUAAGGCAAAGAAAAGGUUUUUACAGUAAGAGCAAUAAGGAUAUGGAAUUCUCUGCCUGAAGAGGUGGUUUUAUCAGAGUCCAUGCAAAUGGUUAAACAGCAAUUGGAUAAAUACUUGCAAAAACAUAACAUAUAGGGAUAUCAUUUCUAAUUAGUAGGGUAAUAGUUGCUUGAUCCAAGGAGACAUCUGACUGCUAUUAUGGGGUCAAGAAGGAAUGUUUACCUAGUUUGUUGCAAAAUUGGAAGCGCUUCAGACUAGGUUUUUUUUUGCCUUCUUUUGGAUCAAAAGCAAAAAAAUAUGUGAGGAAGGCUGAACUUGAUGGACGCAAGUCUCUUUUCAGUUAUGUAACUAUGUAACCAUGUAACUAUUGAUACAUUUUUAAAAUAUAUAUUUUGGAACAUCAAUCAUCUACUUGUACUUACAGUCAUAUAUCUUGCAAAACAGCAUGUAAACACUGGUGUUUUUAAACUCAGGACAAAAUCUAAAUCUAAAAUUUUGAUUCUAUUUAGCAGUUUUUUUUCAUUAGGUUUUGUAGAUAAGUAAAAGAUUUUUCAAGUAAAAGUCAAAAAAAUCUUUUUUUAUCCAUUUUGUCACCAUAUUUCAUUAUUUUUUUAAAGUAAAUUAUAUAACAUGAUACAAAUAAUGGUAUGUAAAGAAAGCAAUAUAUAAUUUGUACGGAAACAGUAAAUGAGGGAGAGGAAAAUUACAGCUAAACACAAGCACCACAAAAGUGUUAAAACAACUUAGGUCCUUAACGUACAACAUGGCCAAAACAGUCCGGUCCUGAAGGGGUUAAAAAUAAAAACAUUUUUUACCUCUACCAAUGUUUUCCUUUUAUUGGUCACUUUUCACUUGAUCCGUGAAUAAAAUCAUUAAUUCAGUUACUGCCCCUUAACUAUCAAUCACUUUUUUCCCAUCAAUAAUUUGUUUUUAGUGUCACGCAUGGAACCCUGAAGCACAAAUCCAGCAAACGUGCUUGUCUGUGCGCAAGUCGCUUGUUUCACGAGUCUAUAGUUCUGGCAGAAAUGUUGAAAUUGUGGCAUAUUCAAAAUAUGACUGAUCAUGCAAAAAAUGAUUUUAUUGAAGGAUAGUGAUCACAUGAAGCCAUUUACUAUCACAUAGUUGUUUGGUUCUUUUUAAAAUCAUAAUAACAGAAAUCACCCAAAGGGCCCUGAUCAAAAGUUUAAAUACCCUUGAAAGUUUGGCCUUGUUACAGACACACAAGGUAACACACCCAGGAUAAAAUGACAAUUAAAUGGUAAUUUCCCACACCUGUCGCUUUUUAAAUUGCAAUUAGUUUCUGUUAGCUCUCACAUGGAUGCACUGAGCAGGCUAGAUACUGAGCCAUAGGGAGCAGAAAAGAACUGUCAAAAGACCUGCAUAACAAGGAAAUAGAACUUUGUAAAGAUGAAAAAUGAUAUUAAAAGACAUCCAAAGCUUUGAAAAUGCCAGUCAGUACUGUUCAAUCACUUAUUGAGAAGUGGAAAAUUCUGAGAUCUCUUGAAACCAAGCCAAGGUCAGGUAGACCAAGAAAGAGUUCAGCCACAAUUGCCAGAAGAAUUGUUCGGGAUACAAAGAAAAACCCACAAGUAACCUCAUGAGACAUACAGGCUGCUCUGGAAAAAGAAGGUGUGAUUGUUUCAAGGAGCACAAUACGAUGAUACAAAUAUGAGCUGCAUGGUCAAGUUGCCAGAAAGAAGCUUUUACUGCACCAAUGCCACAAACAAGCCGGGCUACAAUAUGCCCAUCAACACCUUGAAGAAUAGUGGUGGCUCACUGAUGUUUGGGGUGGGGGUGUGAGCUCUAAAGGCAUGGGGAAUCUUGUGAAAAUUAAAUGGCAAUAUGAAUGUAGUAUGUUAUCAGAAAAUACUGGCAGACAAUUUGCAUUCUUCUGCAUGAAGGCUGCACAUGGGACGCUCUUGGACUUUCCAAUGACCCUUAGCACAAGGCCAAGUUGACCCUCCAGUGGUAACAGCAGAAAAGGGUGAAGGUUCUGGAGUGGCCAUCACAGUCUCCUGACCUUAAUAUCAUCGAACCACUGUGGGGAGAGCUCAAAUGUGCGGUUCAUACAAGACGACCAAUGACUUUGCAGGAACUGGAGGCAUUUUGCCAAGACUAAUGGGCAGCUAUAACACUUGCAAGAAUUAGGGGCAUCAUAGACAACUAUUAGAAAAAAACGCAUGCUGUCAUUGAUGCUAAAAGGGGCAAUACACAGUAUUAAGAAAUAGGGGUAUGCAACUUUUGAACAGGGGUUAUUUUAUUUUUUUCUUUGUUGCCAUGUUUUUUAAUUUUUUUUAUUGUGCCAUUCUGUUAUAACUUACAUAUGAAUAUGAAUCCCAUAAGAAAUAAAAGAAAAUUGUUUUGCCUGCUCAUUCAUGUUUUCUUUAAAAAUGGUGCAUGUAUUACCAAUUCUCCAAGGGUAUGCAAACUUUUGAGCACAACUGUAUAUGGGGGUUUGGAAACUGGAAAUAUAUCACCUCACAUCUAUAUAUUUGGAAUUAAUUUAGGAAUGUGCUACUUCUGGUUUUAUACAAAGACAAUUUGUUUUACUUUUGCUUUCAGAACCUCAGACCCAAAUCUGCUUUUUUUUUCACAGUUGAGUGAGAAGUACGGACCUGUGUAUACACUCCAUAUGAUUGGUCAGCCUGUCGUAAUAAUCAUCGGAUACGAGACUGUAAAAGAAGCUCUGGAAGAGAACGGCGAUGCAUUAAGCGACAGGGGGAAUAUAGACGUGAUUAAUAUUCUGUUUAAGGAAAGUGGUAAGAAAUUAGCAUUUACCUGUAAAUCAUGUUUGGCAGAAAAAAAAUAAAAAAAAACAACAUCAAGGUGAUAUAAAAAUAUAUAAUAGUACUUCUUAAUUACCGUGGAAGGAUGUGCGACGGAGGCAAUUUACCCAUACCAUUAUCAAUAGAUUAUUAUUAUUAUUAUUAUUAGAUAUUCCAGCUAUUACAGACUCAAUGGCACUCAUGGUAUGCUAAUAGUGUAGAGGGAGGUACCUUGUAGCAUAUAUUUACCAUCUAUAGGAAUAUACACAUCUCUAAUGGAAGUGUUAUGUACUUACAUAGUUAUAUAGGCUGAAAAGAAGACUUCAGUCCAUCAAGUUCUGCCUUUUACAAUUCUGUAUUACUGUUCGUGAUCCAAAAGUAGGAGAAAAUCCCAGCUUGAAGUGAUUUAUAAUUUUGCUUCAAAUUAUGAAAAAAGUCCAUAGUGAAUCCAAAAUGGCGGUCACAUUUCUUCUUGGCUCAACAAACAAAUUUUUCUAUCUCAAUUUAGAUGUUUUUAAACUUAACUGAAGAUGUCUUUAAUUAUGAUUGCAGGAAUUAUAAUGACAAAUGGAGAGACAUGGAAGUCAAUGCGUCGAUUCUCUCUCAUGACUUUGAGGAAUUUCGGAAUGGGGAAGAGGAGCAUUGAGGAGAGAAUUCAAGAGGAGGCUCAACUGCUUUCAGAAGAAUUUAGAAAGUGCAAAGGUUGGUGACAACAUUAAACAAAUAAUAAAAAUUUAAUAAUAUCUAGCAGGUUUUUUUUUUUUUAUUGAAUUCUACUAUAUAAAUCAGAAUGCUUCACUAUAUUCCAAACACAGACUGGCAUUGUGGAAUGAUGUACUGUAAGUGGAUUGAUGUUCUUGCAGCCUCUUGCUUCUCUUGCAGAACCCGUCUUGGAGAAGCAGCAAAAAUCACAUAGUUUGAAUAGAUGUAUUUGCUAACAUGAUAGUUACAUUAAUUGUGUAUAUUUAAUUGAAGCUGACCAGCCACAUGUUUUGUGUGUUGCAGAGACUCUUUAGAUGUAAAUGUGGUAUCUACAUGUUGCAUUAACUUAAAUGUAGGAGUACACAUCUACUUAUCCUGUAACUGAACACCAACACCAUUAAUUGUUAUAAGCUCUGUCCGUUACAGAGAGGAGGAGAAUGUAGAAAAUGUAUGUAACGGAGCUUCCUGUAACCCGGUUGGGUACCUCCACCGACGGGUGAACCUCUCUUCCUCCAGAGAGCCAAGUAGGAAUAGCUUUUACAAGAGCUCAGGGAAUCCAAUGGAGUAUAGUGAUUAUAGCAAUCCAUUGUAGUUAUAUAGCAGUUCCCCCCAAUAAGAGACACGACUCUAGAUUGAGGGUGAAGUAAGUCUGUUAAGUGGAAGCCACAGCUGGCCUUUUAUGCACGUCCCCAAACAAGGUAUAUACCCACAUUGAUCUUGUGGGCGACAGGGACACAAAGCUUACAAACCAAUUAGAACAGUAAUUAAAUGUACAACACUCCCACACACAGUACACAAUCCCUCCAGUCUGCAUGGGAGAUAAUUGAGUAAAGUACAGUAUGUAACACAAUUAUCUCCAGGCAGAAAAACACACAUUUUUUUAUAAAGUACCAUAAGUACCCCAAAACACAACAUAUCCCCAUCAAUGUUACAUCCCCUGAUCUGGGUGACCAACAUAUCCAAAAAUCCCCCAGAUUCAGAAAGUUUAUGGAAGUCAUAUUUUUGCCCAGGUGCAGGCAUGGUCCCAUGCCCAAAACAGUUCCAUGGAAUCGCGGCUAAGUGUCGCUGGAGAACCGAUCGGGAAACACAAGGUUUUUGUGCCGAAAAUAGUUCCAUGGCAUCCGUGGCUUAGUCCCCCUGAAGUCUAUUCGCGGUUUUGGUCCAUGUGAACAAGAUGGCCGCCACCUCAUGGUCGUCUGUAGGAAUUGCGGCCACCCAGGCGAACACUUAGACCACAGAGGUGGGAAUUGCAACCAUGUAUCAAUUAAGCUUAAUAAGCUCCAGGACGGUCUCCAGUUCAUGCAGCUGUUCGGUAAACAAUCCAUAUAGUCCCAAUUGCACGAACAGAGCCUGUUAUAAGACCAAGAGGCACAAUUGGUGUUUGAACACGGGUCAUAGUCACAGGGUAGGAGGCUGGCAAACAGGCCACUCCAAAAGCCAGUGGCGAGGUCACUUUCGCCACAAUUUACCAAAGUAUUCUGUAAAGUGACAUUCUGACAUUAUUUUCAUAUUAUAGCGUGCCUCAUAUAUCACCUGGUUAGAGGAGAGGUAACAUCACUGAAGACAAACAUGGAAACUGUAAUUUGAAAAAAAGGAGAAUUUUGAGCACACCCAUAACGUGCAUUUCUCAGUAUUGGUGCAAAGAGACCAAAAAUAUAUAACAAUACAGAUUAAGGAACAGUGUACACACAUAAAUAAAUACAGUUUCAAAUUUUACAAGGUUACUUAAAAUCAACUAUCUUGGCAAAUGAGAAUUCAGUUCUACCAUAUGGCUAAUCUCACGAAUACAUCACAGUACCCCAAUAUCGGUGGCUAAUACACUAAUUUUAACAUGGGAAAUAUACAUGUGAACUGCAAUGCAUACUGCUAGAAUUGUUUCCAAGGACUCUAUUCAUCUUAUGCUUUCCUACGGUCACCCUCAAAUGGGUACCUAAAGUAGAUGGGUGGGCUGCUUAGUUCAAAAUGAAUCUGGUCUGUAUUCCAACUAUACAUUAAAAGAGAGAAUUUGUGGAACACCCAGAACAUGCCUUUAAAUGUAGUUGUGCUGCCAUAAAGACCAAAAACCUCUGGAACACCUCAUUAGAAAGUGUCCUUGGGCACCUACCUCAACUCCUGAUAGAGUGUAAGCUUCUUUUCUGUGAAAUAUGCUAUAUAAAUGCUCAUAUUAUUAUUUAUUAAAGUAAUGGUUCUCAAUAUAAUAAAUUCUGCAAGUUUUCUCAGAAAUUUCUAUUUCAGAAGGCUAGCAUAUUCAGAGCAGUUAUAAAAUUAAAAGUGAAACUGAACAUUUCUGUAUUAUAAAAAUGUUGGAAAGUUUUAUAAAUCUUUUAAGCCCUCAAAAAAGCAACAGAUGAAAAAGAAAAGCCAACAGAUUUCACACAUUGUACCAAAAAUCUGGGGCACUUUGAUAAAUCGAUAACAAGUCCAUUAACAAAAAAAAAAACAGACACUUAGAUCUAAAUGGUUACAAGGGUCAGGCUAAAAACUACUGGCUAAAAGGCGCACUUGAAAACACAUAUAUAUAUAUAUAUAGUGUUUACAGUCCCCAAAACCCACUGUUCUACCCUGGGAAGAGCGAGGGAAACAAGUGCUUAGCAUUAGAAAGCAGCUUUAAAUAUAGCUAUAGCUCGAUAGUCCUAAAAAACAGACUGCCAGGAAAAAUAUUAAAAAGGUAUCUCCACUAAACAACUGCUUUGGACCAAGUGGAAAUACAGGUCCUAGAGAGAGCUCUCGAUGUAGGCACAGUGUAGCUUGGAGGUAAAAAUGUAUAAGGGUGAAAGAGUAAAUGGUACCGGUAUUAAUUCCAUCAUUCUCAUAAUAGAUACUCCGUUUGACCCAGUCCAUCUGCUGGGACAAGCUGUUUCCAAUGUCAUCUGCUCUGUGGUCUUUGGAGAGAGAUUUGACUACGAAGAUGAGAAUUUCAAAACCCUUCUAUCAAAUAUUAGAGAAAUCUUCAGAUUGAUGAAUUCGAAGAUUGGACAGGUGAUAUCUGUCACAUUGGGGACAUUGGAGAAAUUGUUGUUGCUUUCUUGUUAGUGAUAUGCAAAUGUUUAAUCAAAAAGUAAAACAGAUAACAAUCAGUGCCUUUCAACGAUAUUUUUGGGGACCGAGAUGAACUAACAGCAUAUACCUUAAAAAAAAACAAAAUAAACAAUAAAAAGGGUUUUAUUGAGCUAAUUGCACAACCUCCCAAUAUAUUCUUCAACAAAUGCAAAACUAAAAGGAUGUAAAAAAAACAAAACAAAACAAUGUAAUAAAGCUUUAAAUAGCACUUCCAAGCAUAGUACAUAUUCCAUUCAGCCACUGCAAGCUCAUUUUUUUUUCUUCUUCAUUUUCUUCUUACAAAAUAAGCAAUUCUGUUACAGAUCCUUCAAAUAUUCCCAAAUGUGCUCAGACACAUCCCUGGUCCACACCAGGGACUCUUUACCAAUUUUGACAAACUACGACAGUUUGUGAAGGGCAUGGUGCAAUCUCAUCGAGAGACACUGGACACAAACUGCCCACGUGACUUCAUAGACAGCUUCCUGAUAAGGAUGGAGGAGGUAAUAUCAUAAAAUGCAUGAAUUGUGCAAAUCUAGGAAUAAUGAAGCAAGUAGAUGUUUAACAAAAAGUUUGAAUUAUGUCCCAGGAAAAAAAUAAUCACAAUACAGAAUUUCAUGAGGAGAAUUUACUGGGAACGAUUAGAGAUUUGUUCUUUGCUGGGACGGAAACUUCAAGCGUGACUCUGCGAUAUGCAUUCCUAAUUCUUCUCAAGUAUCCAGAGAUACAAGGUACCAUUACCAGGGACGUUUUAGCCAUGAGGCAAACAAGGCAUUUGCCUUGGGCGACAUUUUCUAGGGGGCGGCAAAAAAAAGCCGCCCCAAAUGCCCAGGGCAAAUGACUUGUUAGCCUUGCGCCUAUCUGACAUUCCAGAUGGGCUGCUGGGCGGGCGGCACUGGUGGGUGGGCGGGUGGCUGGCGAGAGAGCACUUCCUCUGAGCUGUCUGCUCAGCUCCCUAGCGCGCCGCCCGCAGAGUGAGGCUGGGAGCCGGAAUAUGACAUCAGACAGCUCAGAGGAAGUGCUCCCUCGCCAGCCGCCUGCCCGCCAGCGCCACCCGCCCAGCAGCCACUGGACCCCCAGGGAGAAAGAGAACCCCCCCCAGCAUUCCCAAAGGAAAGGAGAUUGGAGGGGGUUAAAUAAAAAAAAUAUGUUGAUGUGAGUGAGUGUGUCUGUUAGUGUGUGUGUGUCUGUUAGUGUGUGUCUGUUAGUGUGUUUGCCUGUUAGUGUGUCUGUUAGUGAGUGAGUGUGUGUCUGUUAGUGAGUGUGUCUGUUAGUGUGUGUGUGUGUGUCUGACUGUGUGUGUGUGUGUGUUUGCCUGUGAGGGUGUGUGUGUGUCCAUUAGUGAGUGUGUGUGUUUGCUAGUGAGUGUGUGUUUUUCUGUUAACGAGUGUGUGUUUCUGUUAGCUAGUGUAUGUGUAUCUGUCAGUGAAUGUGUGUGUGUGUAUUUAGAAGGCGGGGUGGAGGGGAAAGGGUUGGGUGGGAGUGGCACGGGGGGGGGAGGGGAGCAGCACAAAACAUGGAUACACCACUGACCAUUACGAUUAAUACCACUGCCUGUGAUAUAUAUAUAUAUAUAUAUAUAUGUAUAUAUAUAUAUAUAUAUAUAAAAACACUCUGUUUGUGGAACUGAGUGCUCAUCAGCCCACACAAUGUUAACUUCAUAAUCAGGAUAUACACAGUGGAAAAAUCCACAUUGGAAAUAAAUUAAAUUGGUAAAAUAUUGCAAAGUUUAAGUGGGGGUAUAGGUAAGAACACUUUAAUCUUUAAUGCAUACUCUUAUUUCCUUUUGUAUUUCAAUUCAGAGAAAAUCUACCGGGAGAUUGAUGAUAUAAUAGGUCUAGAUCGAUGCCCAUCAGUGGAAGACAGGAGUAAGAUGCCGUAUACUGAUGCUGUAAUUCAUGAAAUUCAACGAUUUGCUGACAUUAUUCCUCUUGGGCUUGUCCAUGCAACCACCAAAGAUAUAACCUUCAAGGGAUACGAUAUUCAGAAGGUUUAGUCUUCAAUAUCAAAUUGUUUUUGUAAAAAUACAUGUGAACAUUUUAUUCAUAGCUGGUAUUUUUAGCUAUGUAUAAAAACACUUUAUGUCUAUGUCAGUAAAUAACUCAUUAAUUGUUUGUCACUACUGAUACACUGCAGGACAUAAAUAUGUUUCCUUUCUAUGACCUUUAAACCAAGUCAAUUGAAAUAGGGCAGUCAGCAUGAUGAGGGAUUGACACAUAAACAUGUUAAAUUGUGCUAUGCUAUGAGUGAAUGUCUGCCCUUAAAGAUAUGGUUUUAAAUUUGAUGCUUUGGCGCAGAAUAAAAACCCACUGACAAUGUAUUUGAAUUAUUUUAGGGCACUUUGGUUUUGCUAGUUCUGACUUCAGUUCUAAAGGAUCCAAAAUACUUUAAAAACCCUCUACAAUUCGACCCUGGUCAUUUUCUGGACGAGAAUGGCUGCUUUAAGAAGAAUGAUGCCUUCAUGCCAUUUUCCGCAGGUGAUAAUAUUAAUAUUCAGUUUUAUGGAAUUUUAGAGAGUUUCAGCAAUGACUAACAUGUCUUUCUUCUCAAUCGUGUGCUCUCUCUGUCUUCAGGUAAACGUGCGUGUGUUGGGGAGGGUUUGGCCCGCAUGGAGCUUUUCCUCUUUUUCACGACCAUCUUGCAAAAUUUCAUUCUUAAACCAACAGUGGAUAAAGAAGACAUUGAAAUCACUCCUGAGCCAAACACCAACGGCUCAAGACCUCGUGCUUACCAAAUGUAUGCUGUCCCUCGUUCUGAAUCCUAA